This is a messenger RNA of Xyrichtys novacula (pearly razorfish), 68532 nucleotides long. Lineage: Eukaryota; Metazoa; Chordata; Actinopteri; Labriformes; Labridae. The record is from the annotation of a GenBank genome assembly.
AUGUUUGUCCAUUGCGCAUUCCGUAGUUUGUAUUCUAUUAUGCGCAGGUUUUACGCAGUGUGGAUUUUAGUCAGACGACAGCUGCUCUGACGUUAUUUUUCUGUUGACAGGGCUGUAACAGCAUUUAUAGAGAGGCACUCUUUCAAACCUUUUUCUAACGUCUUCAAAUGGUGUAUUUUUACUCUACCUAAAAUUUCCUUGCGCACUCUCGCGCAGCUUUGACGGUCACAAGACCAGUCUCGUGACAGCAGGAAGUAGAAAUGAAAACAGUGAGGAUGCUGCUGCUGCUUUGAGACUCCUACAGUUAUCAUUUUAACAAAACAUCAGGCGACAAUGACUUCUAUAAUCAAAGAAACACAAAGGUAAGCUGGUAUUGAUUUAUUUUUUAUUAUAAAACUUCUCUCAGGUGCAAACAUUAAACCACGUAGAGCACAGAAGUAAGACACGAAAGCAUUCUGGUCAUUCACGGUGGGGAUUUUCGCUUUGAUGGGGGACAUGUAGCCUAAUUUAAAAAAACUCUAAAAAUACCAAAUCCUAGUUACAAAUUGUAGAUCUUAUCCUGAAUUGUUAUAGAUCCAUGAUUUGCAAAAACGAAUCGUCUGUAUAAUCCACCCAACCCUCUCCUGAAACAGGCCCCCUUCAUUGUAGAGGUGUUUUCUAAUUCAUGUUGCUAUUGAGGUGGUUUUAUUAUUUUCAAUUUUGAUUGACUAAAAUAAUACCCAAGGAGGCGUGUUCAGAACCUAAUAGAAUGCUUUUGGUCAACACUCAAAAGGAUAGAUGGAGAAAGAUAGAUGGCAUGUUAAAUUGCGCAUUUGCAUCUCUCUAUGUAAACUUUACCAUCAGAAACAACUACCCACAGCCCCCUUGUUAACUUGAAAUACCCUCCUUCCACUUGCACUAUGGAAUCUAAUGCAAUCACAAACUGAAGCGCUCUUUUCGUGACUGAUGGUGCAUGUUGUCACAGCUGUAUUUCCUUUUGUGUGUUUGUUACAGUGAUCCCUUUUGAAAAUUUCUGAACCUAUAUCUCUACUAAUCUACUGCUGUCAUCAACAUCCAAAACCUAUCUUUAAUCAGUGUAACCUUUCUCCAACAGCAUAAAAGAAGCGGUGGUUUUCAUCAACGCAAUUGAUGUGAACAAGUUCUCCAGACUGAUCUCCCGCAUCAUACAAAAGCUUCAUCUGAAGGUACAGAGACUCUACAGUGUGAUCCGUGCAAAAAGACAAGAGGCUUUUGAGGCUUGUGCUGCGAAGCUGUGGUGGCGGAGAGAGUGGUGCAUGCAUAAUGAGUAACCAGAGCAUCAGUCGGGCUCGGCUCUAAUGAAUGCACACGCAUGCCUGGCACAGAUGAUCAGCCUGGGCUUGGCUCAGCUCACUUUAGAAAGGUCUCAGUCAUUACUUCCAAGAGAAAAAAUGUCUUGCAGUUUUGAUUUUUUAUUUCAGAGAAAUAGGUAUAAAUUUGCUGAAAGUAAUAUUCACAGACAUUUUGGACUAUCACAGCAGGAGAAGCAAGAAUUAAACUCUUAACAAUAAUCCUGCUAAUGGUGUGUUUGCAUGUUUUGCAUGCAGCUUGUGUUCGAAGCUAUAACCAGAAUUUAUUGCAUUUAAUCAACAAAUAAUCUAUUUUCAAGAGUGUAAAAGAAUAUAGGGUAAUUUAACAGCUGGUAGCUGUGCAGUUUUGAUUACAGAGACAAAAAGUUGGGUGCUCUCGAAUACUUACCCCAGUCAUGUUUUCAUCAAAUGUUUUCAAAAACUAUUACUUAUUUAAUGUGUUCUUGGUGAAGCAACAUUGAUACUGCUUUGUUUUUUAGCUCAAUAAAAUUAAGAACAUAAUAACAUCCUUAUGUUUAUCUAAAAGUAUUGCUAUGAUUGCCAAAGGAAAUGUCAGACUUUUUUCUUUUUUUACCUGUGAAGAAGCCAUUAUCUUGAAAAAUGCCACAUAUAAUGAGUGUUAGCCAUCACUCAUAUUCCAGUCCCUCAAACCAACACUCUCGAUGAUGUCUUUCUUCACAGGAGGAGCGGACAUUCAGUGAAGAAGAAGAGCAAAAACUUCAGACUGCCCUCUCGCUGGAUAAACAGGCUCUCAGUUUGGUCCUGGAAACUGCUGCCUUCAUACUAGAGCAGGUGAGGGGUGUCAUCUGUUAUUGAAAUUUUUUACUUCAUGUUUCUCUACAGGGUGAUUAAAUGCUAAAUGUGUUGGUCAUUGUUGCUUGUUUAUAUCUUGUAUAUCUUUUACUCUUGUUCGUUGAAGUACAUUUUGUCCAAGCUGCCUCGUUUUAAGGCAAAAAAAGACAGAUUCAUUCAUUCAUACCCCCCAGGGAUGUUAGAGGCUGUGCAGUGGCGCCCUAAAUAUUAAGCCAUUUGUUCAGACUAUAAAAUGUCGAUAGAGGAGGAGAAUCUGUGAUUUUUAUGAGUCCAAGAUAAUGUCAUGACAUGCCAAAGAUAUUUGAUUAAUUAUCAGAAUGAAGAAACCAGAUACAAGUUUGAUUGAAGAUGCACAAAUCAGAUAAUUGGAACUUUUUUUUAUGACAUUGCUGUUGGAGCCCUGCACUAAAGCCCUGUCUGCCCUUUUAAUAGAAAGUGGUGACUCAACACUGUCACAUCUUGUUUGAAAAUGUAUUUUUUUAACUAAGUGCAUGUUUUCUUUGGUAAAAUGUGAUUAGAGAAUUGUGCUAACAAAAAGAAAAGAAAUCAGUGUACUAUAUGUCUGAUAUCUAAAGCUUUUUUUCAUGGACUACGUUGUGACCUCAUUUCACCAGCAGGGGUCACUGUUGUAUUACAAAUAGUUGUAUUGCAGCAGUGUUGAGUGGAGUGUAAAUAUUGACAAUGAUAAGGACUGUAACAAGGAGCAGUAUCACAUCUAAAACUUGGUUAAUACUCAGUUGCUUCUCUAACCAUCAUCUCCUCCCCUCUAUAGGCGGUGUAUCAUAAUGUGAAGCCAGCCGCUCUGCAGCAGCAGCUGGAGGCCAUUCAUCUGGACCCGGACAAGGCUGAGAUGUUCUCUCAAACCUGGGCCACUGCUGGACCUGAGCUGGUGGAGAAACUCAAGCAGAACAUGUUUGCUCCAAAGAAGGUACAUCUUAAAUAAUCAGGUUUAACUUUGUGGUUGUUUUACCACUGAUCCCCUUCCUGACACAGAGUAAUUAUAGCUCAUUUUUCACCAUGUCUUAUGUGCUGAGCAACAUCUAGUGUGAUACUUGAGUCACUUGAUACUAAAUCGAGAAUCAGAAAUCCAUAUUAAGACUGACCUGCUUUUACAUGAAUUCAUUCCAGCUGUGUAUACUUCAGAGAGAACUUCCACAGAUCACACAAGUUGUCACAUUAAUUUAAAAAACUUGUUCCUCUCUAUAGUUUGAUUAAGCAGUGACACUUUAAAUAGCACUCCCCUUAAAGUCUGGGGAAUUAAGAUCUAACACAGAACGAAAAAGCAGCCUGUAAGCAUCAGUCAUAUUAUGCUGGAACAAUGUCUGCCAUCACACAGCUGGAUAUCUCACCUGCCUUGGUCCUGCAGCAGUAUUUCUUCCUCUCAUGUAUUUAUUGCUGCCAGCAGAAGGUUGUGACAGCCAUUGAUCCUCAGGGCGACCUCUGCUGCUGCUUUGACUUUGGCAACAGGAAGUUAUACAACAUAGCUUGCAUGUACAGGGCUCAUCCUUAUCCACUUUUUCUGUUUAAUAAAAUUAAUAUUUUAUUUUUUAGAAUCUGCUAAUUAAUUUUCAAUUUUUGUUUAGAGAGCACUUUUUAAAAUCCAUAAUGCAAAGUGCUUUAUAAGACAACUAGCUAUUUAAACCAAUACCUCAUAGAAAUGAGUCAGGACACUGUUAAAACAUUGCAGAUUAAUUUUUUUUUAGAAAAGGCUCUCCAGUCGUUAAUAUGUUUUAAGAGGUGCCUUAAACCAGGGCAGUGAAUCAGCUGACCUAAUUUCCUUGGACAGAUAUCCCAGAGCUUCAGGGCUCAUACUGAAAACGCUCUGUUCCCCCUUGUUUUCAGCUGAGUGUUUGUAACAGAUAGACCUUUGACCUUGAGGUUUUAUAAAAUGCUUUAGGGAGCAGAUACCAAAAAGAAAAAAAGAGGACCCAGGUCAAAGCCCUGAGGAACACCACAAAGCAAAGCUUCUGCUGAUGAGACACAUUUACCAACAAAUACAAAAACUGUGUGAGAGGAAAACCAAUCUAAAACAGUUCAAAAGUCUCUCACUUUAUUUGAUCCACUCAGUCAGUACAGGUUACAUUAGUGUUAUGAACUUGUGAGCUCCCUCAUCCUGUAGGUUCCUCCGGAUUAUUCCUUUAGAUGUCCUGCUGCUGUGGACCUGCCAAGUUUCCAGCUGCCUCAACCACGAGCAUCAGUCUCAGCAUUUUCAUCACAGUUACAAAGCCGAAUGUUAUUUGCUAUACUACUUCUUAGCUAACACUAUAAACCCGUUAACACGAAUAAAACUAAGAUUGGUCUACUAUCAUUAACACGCUGCUUCUGUAACUAGUACACACACUCAUUCCAUUAGUUUUGGUACCUCUACCACACAUCUCUAUGUACUGCUGUUGUCGUUUGUCUUGAUCCCUCACUCUCUUUCUGCAUCUCCCUCUAUCCCCUUUUCAAUCCCAACACAGUAGAUGACUGUCUAGCAUGUUUUGCUCAUAGUGGAUUAAGAUAGGAUAAGAGUGCGUCUGAUCUCACUUGAUAGCAGUAAGUGUGGUGGAGAGUACGGUCUAGACCAGCCUCUUUUUUUUAUUGUGACUAAAGAUAACAUUUGUUGCGAGUCAGUGCUAUAUUAACAAAGAUUAAGUGAGAUUGAUCAAUCUCUUGAAUUGUUAAAAAUGCAACACAGCAUACCUACCGAAGAACAUGAAUAUCAGAUGGAUACACAGGAUGGAAAUACAUUAAAAGGGGCAUUGCAAUAUUUGUAAUUUUGUCUCCUCAUUAAGUAUGAAAACAAGGAUAGCAAUUUAUAUACAUAUGUGAACAUCAUUUUUAAUGAUUCAUUCACUUUAAUUGAUUCAUGGAUACACUAACAGUAAAAUAAGGUACACAUGGCAGAGUUGUGGCAUUUAUUCAUGCUAAUGUGGAUGUUGUUUCAUUAUGAGUAAUGCUGCCCAGCCCUCACCCUCCUCACACCUGUCCUCUGAUGCUGUGGAAGCAUCCAGACUCGAUAAGUCACACAUGGUUUAUUAUUACGGCCUCUCCCUGCAUCAUAAAACACUUAACUGCCCUGCCUUGACUCAGUGCUGCAAAUCUAUCACACUGCCACAGCGUACUGUGACUGAGAGUAAUAGUCUGGCCACCUGCAGCUCAGACACAAGGUAACUAAAACUUUCAGGGGAUUUAGCAAAGUUCUGCAGCAGUAAAUCUUCCUGUCUAUAAUGGCGACUUCGUACUUGAUACAUAUCAUACAUGAUCAGCAAACCAGCUUUUAAACACUUCAUUGUAAAAGUUUAUUGCACUUCGAAACAGUCUUAAAUAAUUCAUUUGUAAAAACUGAAAAACAAGUUAGAAUAUCACAUUCUAUCUAUUUUGGUCUAAAUAGAGAAAAUCACUGCUGUGACUUAGUGGAUUAGUCUUUCAAACAUUUGGCUGCCCUUGUAUUUUGAUGACUCAGGAGGUCCAUUUACACAAAGAUCGGCUGUCCCAUCUCACAUGUUGAGGCAUUUUUGGGCAAAGAAACUAAAACCUCAACGUCUUCUAACAGCGAUUUUUGUGUGAAUCAGUGUAUGGUGGUGUUAAAGGAGCUUGUAGAGGGUUUUAAAUAAGGGCUUUAAUCAACCAUUAGGAUAUGUCAGAAGGAAAAUAAUGUAUAAUCAUUACAGUCACCAGUUGGCUGAUUAUUUUUCAGAAGAGAAAGCCAAACAUUUGCAAAUGCAGGGUUUCUAAAUUAGUUUUACUGCUUUCAUUUAAAAUAAGCUAAGUGUUGGAGCGUUUUUUGAUUGUUGUUGGUGAUUAAGACUCCAUAUGAUCCAGAAUAAUGUCAAUUUUCAGUCAAAAGACUAUUAACUAUAAGCAGUUAAUAUUUCAAGGAUAAGAAUGAAACGGCAAAAACAGAAUUAAUCUGAACAGAUACAGAGUGCUUUGUAAAGUAUAACAGAAAGUAUAAUGGAGUGUACAACAACAAAUCUAGGUCAAACAGAGACAUAAUGAGGACUAAUAAAGAUACACAGAAAUACGCAACUCCUCCAUGAGAUCUGCUACCACUUUUGUUUGGUGGGAACACUGCUUCCCUGGAGUUUUCUCAAAGUCUUUGAAAAUUCGUUUGGGCCUUUAUUAAAUUGAAGUGUGAGGUUUUAUCUCAACUACAUAAGUAUCAAAGACAUGCCGACUCUGUUCAUGUGUUUCAGCUGGAGUAUGUUGGCUGGCAGCUAAACCUGCAGAUGGCCCAGUCCAGCCAAGCCAGACUCAAGUCUCCCAGCGCCGUCCUCCAACUGGGACUCCGCAGAGAGGACUCAGAGGUGUGAACCAACACACACACACACACAAACACACACAGGCUGUCAUUUUUUUCCAUUGUUCUGCUUCUCUUAUCACUCGCUGUCCAUUUCAAACAAUGAGUGGGAAGAAAACCGACAUUUUAAAGUGUAAUUAGAGAACUGUCUGUGUUUACUCCAAAUGAGAAGCUUCUUCAAUCUGUCCUUUCUUUCUCUGCCAUUAGACGGUAAUCCCGCUGGUGUCUGUUUUGACCCAGAGGUAGACGUACAUCUGGUUGCAGAGUAACUGUAGUGUAAAGACCAGAGAUCAGGGAGCUUGUUAUCUGAAACCUCCAGGGUUUUUCUGCUCUCCUGAGACACCGACUUUGUAGCAAGAAUUGGACAUGGUUGUAACUGGGACAGAAGUGUAACCAUUAGUUCACAGUAUUAACCCUUUUUUACUGUAUUUUUUUCCUUGUUGAGGUCACAAGAGAUGGUUAAAUGUACUUAUUUACAACAGAAAUGCUAUUUCAACGUUUAAACAUAGAUAUUAGCAUCAAUUUGAACAAAGUGUUACAUAAGGACUUUAGUACAGCAACCUAAUGAGGUCUAAAGAUGUGUAAGAAAAACCACUCACACACGAUGCAAAUAUGCUUUCUGUCUCAACAAUUUCCACUGUGGUGUUUCUCUUUUUUCAUUUCAUUUGCAUUCAGCAGGGUUUGUUUGGAUCCCAAUUAGCUAAUGCUCUGUAGUUACUCUAAUAGCCAAGAUCUCAUGAGCCUCCUUCACUCACUUCUGUCUCCUCCGCUGGGAGAAGUAUCACUCCGCCACUGCAGCAAAAAGGACUCUGAACUCAAAGCGCAGUUUCUUUUUCACAUUAAAUCAUUUCCAACCUUUGAAGAGUGCAACUAGAUUGAAAUAUCCCAUCUAGACUUCAUCUUUUGUUUCUAGUAACCACUUCAAAUAUGAGUAAAACUUUUGAGACAUAAGAUUAAUUAGGUGUUGAUCAUGUUUUCACACAUACUCCAAAAGAAAUACAUCUACAGAUUCUAAAUGCUACUGAGCACUGCUUUUCUUUGGCAGUCGAUACAGAAAAAUUUCAGCAAUGGCUCCGAGGCUUUGGCUUCUUUUAAAGCAGUUUUGUCUUAAAAUGGUGGGACUGAUUAUCCCCACAGCCUGGAUAGGGUUGUUCCAGCUGACUAGUCAAGUGUCUUUCUUGCACGCUGCUUUGUAUUCAGUCCCUGGAGAAUGCCGGCUCAGCCUUAACGUAGAAUUAGGCAUGGCAUAUUCAAAUUGCUUCUCUUAAACGCAGGCCUAUGGGCGAUCGUUAGAGAAAAUAUAUGUUUUUCUUGAUCUCUGUGAAUGCGAUAGCAGUCGAAUAUCUUUUUUUGUUUUUGGACUAUUUUCUGCUGUGUGCUCCCUAGGCAAGCAAAAGAGGCAUUAAUUUAUUUAAAUCCACUUACACCAUUCCCCUUGUGGGAGGAGAUAGCUGGUGGGCUAAAACAAGGCUGGUUCAAAGUGGAGGGAUCAACUUCUCUGAAAACUACUGAUGUGCACUCGCUCUGUUGGACUGCAGGGGGCACUGUUGUCUCACAGGUUGGGAUGUGUCCCUCAGGGGUAGUGAAGUAUCUAAGAGAUGGUGAGGAUACCUCGUUUAACUUUGUAUUAAAACAGUCUGAGAGUGCAUAGCUUCUCUCUUUUUUAUUUUUUUAUUUUCCAUCAGUGUUUUCUGAUUGGAGUUUCCUGACAUCGAGCUUGUUUUCUUUCAGACUCUUUCAGAAUUCCUCUGCACAACCUCUGAAAUGUCAAAACACUGCACUGACUGAGAAGUAAAUUAGCUGCGAACAGAGAUGAAAUUCUGCAAGUGUCAUACUAAUUAGAACGCAGAUAUGAAACACUAUCACUGCUAACUGUCUCACAGAGAGGGGAAGGAAAACUGUUAAAGGCAAGAACUGGGGGAUUAAAGGUAAGAGGGGUCAGAUUGAGGCGAGAAGUUAGGGGGGAGGGGGAGGAGAUGGUAACAAACAAGGUAACGUAGGGAGAAAAAUAAUGAAGAUAAAGAGGAUAAAGGGCUGAGAAUGAAAGAGAAGGCGAGGAAGGCAAGGGUGGCCGUCUGUAUAUUAUUGAUUGCUUGGAACCCAAGUGGAGAGUCAGAGAGUCUCCCAUCUGACCAGCCUCCUGCUUCAUUAGCACUCUCCCCAAGAAAGAGGAAGAGGAGGGGGCGGGGAGGAGAGAACUGACAGGAAGCGUCACAUCUCCUUCACCAAACAAUAUGUGGCGUACAGUAACAGUAGAUGAGAUUUCAGAAGAGAAAUUGAGAAAACACGUGGUCUUUUUAAGGGUGUAUUUAUUUAAAAUGCUCCUCGCUGACUAAUUUCCAAAUUGUCAAACAGGAAUUAAAAUUUUGAUCAGCUGAGGGGUCUAGUGUUAAGAAAACACUCAAGAAAAGUCUUAUUUUAACGCGUCUAUUUCACAUGGAGAAACAUUUUCUAUAUUAUGUCAAGACUUUGUGACAGCUAUUUGAAAUCUCCCUAAAAGCAUGUGGCUUUCUGUUAUGUUUCACAUAAAAACGGACCAGUCUUCUGUAAGAACCAUGACUGCAGAUCACAAGUUAAAAGGCACCAUUCAAAAGACUUAAAAAUAUCCACUAAACUAGAAAAGCACUCGGAGAGCGCAGACCUCCGCUAAGCAGCUCAUGUCCCCCCUUAUAUUGUGAUUCACACCAAAACUUUUACUGUUACGUGUCUUUUAUUAACUUUUAUUUGUGUUUAAACUGGUAUGUUCACUGUUCAUAAUGUUCCUAAAACAAGAAAUGCCCUGACCCGGAUUCAAACCCAGGACCUUCUGGCUGUGAGGUGACAGUGCUAACCACUACACCACUGUGCCUCCUAUCUACACCACUGUGCCGCCCAUUGGUGAUCUUUUAGCAUUGAAAAUUCCAAUGACACCUUUAUUUUUGUGUGUUCUGGAUCACAAAAUAACAACAGUUAAGCCUAAAUGAACAGGCUGUCAACACUGGCCUGCUGUUGUCAAAGAACUUAAAACAGUCGAGGUACAGCUUGCACACUUUAUGUGGUGCUCAAACUAUUACAUUUUUGCUAGUCAACAUGUCAUCAAGCUUGGGUGAAAGUGGAGGCCUCGGUCUAUUAUUAGUCCAGCAGCUCAAAAGCCACUCAGCACAUACAGACAGUGACUUGCAAGCUGGUGUUUCGGUGUGACUUGUGUAAUUACACUGUUAACUGCUGACUUCCAGCCAUUGUGUCCGCGGUCAUUGCUGUGACAAUGAUGAGUACAUUUUGAUAUCAUAAUUAAUGGACUUCUUUGUCCAACAGCUUGUGUAAUUACAACAACUACAGACCCAUUAGGUUGAAAGUUUCUGCUUAACAGGGACUCUUGUGAAACCAGGGCACUGGUUAAGUUCUGGAAAGCGCCACAUCUUUCCAAUCCAGUUUACCUACUGUCCAUACUGUGGGUGCAGCGAUGCACUGAGCUCACAAGAAAUAAUUUUUGGAUGUGGUUUAGAGCCCAUGUAGUGAUUUCCACUGCAGAGUCCAUACAGUUUUGGUUUUCAGCUUUGUUUCUCUUAUACAGAGAUGUCUUCAGGUUCUAUGUUUCUUUUGAUGAUAUUUUGUACACAGGUGAUACAAAACCCAGGUUCUUUCAAUUUUAUGUCAAGGAAGAUUAUCUAAAACUAAUAGUCUCACACAGAGCACUGGACCAAUAUUUGAAAUCGGUUGCAAGCUUUCAUAUGUUGUGAUUGCAGUUAUUUCUAUAACUAUUAAAAUCUGUUUUUGUCAAUUUUUUUGCAGUUUGACUGUUAUAGCGCUGAGUGAUAAACCGAAAAUUUACCGAUACUGAAAUUUACAACAAUAACUGACGCCAUUUUGCCCAUAUUGGUAUAUUUGUUGCAGAAUAUAAAAGUUGGUUUUGGAUGUGUGUAGGUAGGCUGUGGCCUCAUGUCACUUUAAGACACUGUCCUACAUUGGAGACGUGACUCCACCCCAUCCAGUCUGACUCAAAGAGGGAAGGACAGGUGAGGAGAUGGAGGACGGUUUAAAAGUUGUAGCGGCUGGAGCGGCUGAAGUAGAUGAAGUUAAUGUAGGAGGGGGUGAGCAGCUUGUGGAGUAGUUAUCAUCCAUUUAUCAUUAUCGAGGUGAACUGCUCAAUAUUUCGUGAUAUUGAUUUGAGGCCAUAUCGCCCAGUCCUUGGCUAUUAUUCGAUUAACAGACAGGUUAUUGUGGUUCCAAGUGAAGGUGACAACGUUUAAUCCUUCAAUUGAGUUAAAGCGCCCAUCCUUAAUUUGUACAUGUUCUUUUAAUUUUCUGAUGAGUUGUUAAUUGUGAGUGUUUCUAUCACAGUUUUUUCCUCUCCGUUCAGGAAACUGUUUUGCACUGUAAGCACAUGUUGAAACAGAAUAAUUGACUCCCUUGUGGAGUUUGUUGAGCACCCUUUCAGCCUCUUCCCUGAGCUGAACUUGUGUUGUUUACAGCUGCUGUACUAACUUGGCACUGCAGUAAAUGUCCUCACACCUACCUUCAAACCUAUCAAGAUUCGGAUCUCAUAUUUAUCCUCAUAAGGGUAUCUGGAUUCGGCCUCACUCAGCAGAGGUACAACAUGGGACCUGUUGCAUAGUGUGUUUGUCAUUCCAAAGGAGAGGCAGUUGAGAAGGAAAAGACUUAAGCGAUCUGCUGUCAGAAGAAAAAUAAUGCUAGAUAAGGAACUGGAUUUUGAGAUAGGAUAAGAGGAGGAAGAAGACAGGGAUGCAGGGGAAGGUGAUAGGAAGGACGAAGAGCAGAGGAAACAAGACGAGAAAAACAGCAUGAUGACAGCCAGGAGAUGACAGUGGCAGAGGAUGAAGGUGAAGUGUAGGCUGGGGGAGGUGACAACAAAGAGAAAAUAUCUGCAGGAGAGUGGGGGGAUUUGUGUAAAUUUCCUUUGCGAUUCAUUCUGGAGCUCCUGCACUGUGAAUUAAUGGCGGUAUAGUGGUGGUAAUAAUGGUAGUGAGCACAAUCUGCCUCUUAACCCCAGGCAUCCAGUCGCAGUUAUUAAUGGUGAGCAGAGUUUCCUAUUCAUCAACGCACACAAAAAGCAACAAGGAUCUGUGCUUUUAUCUGUUUUAAUAGUUUUUUAUUUAUUUUGCUCAGCACGCUAUGCAGACUGCAGAUAACCAGAUUUAGUUUUUUUCCAACUGCACAGACCUUGAAAUAGAAAAACGCAAUCUACUCAUUUUAAUUCUAAGGUGUUUUGUCUGCAGAGGUUUGGUCUUUAUGGGAUAGAGCUGUGCUGAAAAGAAGGAAGUAAGAAAAAAAUAAAAAAACACCAGUACAUGGCUUUCUGCCCGCUAACUGGUGUGUGGAGCUUCUUCUUCUGGCUGGAGAGAUAACAAAACACCAAAUUUUGCACUGCAUUUUAAGCUGUUAUGUAGGUUGUACCUCAUUGUAUGUCUGUGUCAAACCCAAGUAAAGUAAAUCUCAGCGAUGCACUGGGAUGACAGUGAUGAAACCAAACCAUACUGACAUGGUUUGUAGGUUCAGAUGUUUGUUUCUAGUAUGAAAUUACCCAGAAAAACACACAAUUCACCCUUCUAUAAAUCUGAACAAGUGAACACAUUGACUUGCAUGAAUUUCUGAUAGAGCUAAAAAGUAUUUGAUGCCCUAAUAUCGAUGUGUACUAUUAUGAUUACUUCAUAAGAUAAAUAGGCCAUGUGGGAGCAAGCAAACAAUUGCUCAACAAUCAAACUGUGAUACAAAGACAAUAUGACCAUUAGGGGUGGGAGAAAAAAAUUGAUACAACAUAGUAUUGCAAUAUUUAGUCUGGUGAUAUAUCUCAUUGUCUCAUUAACCAAGAAUUGAUUUUUUCAAAUUAAUUGUUGAUAUGAAGUCAAAUCUAUGAUAAUGAGAAAAUAAAAUUAUCUGUUUGUCCAGUGAGGUUAGCAGAGGUGACUUCAUAGAGCAGGAGAAAGUUAGUACAACAAAUAUAGAAGCACCUGGGGGAAGACAUUAGGAAUGCAAGCAGGGCACAAAUGAGAUGGACCUGACACAUGAGGUUUGCAAGAUAUGCUUCAUGAAAAUAAAAUACUGUGUUAAUAAGACAAACAUAAGGGAAAAACAAAUACUAAAUUAGCUGAACUGUUGAAACAAAUUAUGAAUUGCAAUAUAUUGUAUUGCAAAACUCACUGUAUUGGAAAAUGUUAAAAAUUGCAACAAUAUCAUAUUGUGGCCCAAGUAUUGUGAUAAUAUAAUAUCUUGGGGCCACUUGUGAUUCUCACCCCUAAUUGGCAUAUGAAAAAGCACCAAAGGUACUUUAUUUAUUUGUUGUUGGUAAUAUCAGGGCAAUUAGUCAUGUUUGGUCUCAGAAUCAGCACAGAUAUGCAGAAUCCUGUGGGGGCAUGUCAGUUUUUAUACUCUGGUGUUGACUGUGCCACACACUCAUAGACUUAAAUACACCCACGUGAACAAACAGGAUCCUAUAGACGUGAAAUAAUGGGAGGAUGUCAGAGUGAAGGAGCUAGCACAUUAGCAGUGAGGGGCUACCAUUGCAAUUCCUGGAACUGGUCCUUAAUGGGUCUUGGACCAGCUACCCUCCAGUCCUUAAACUGUCUUUACAGACAGAGAUACUGCUGCACAUUAAGAAGUAAAAAUGUAUCCACUGGCAAAAAUAAUAUGACCUGUAGGAAAUAAGAUGUUGGCUGUUGGUCGAUUGAAAGAUCAAUAUUGAGGAGAUUUUUCUUACAUUCAGACUAGUCAGCUGAUCAGACUUGUAUGUAUGUUUCUACUAAAAGGAAGUAUCUGCUUUGAGACAACCCUGAUAAAAAGUAUGAGUAGAUGAUUGGCAUCAAAGAGGAGACUCAGUCUUUGAUGGAGGGUGAAAGACCAGGUAUUACUGACUAAAUCCUACAUUUCUUCACAGUUACCAAAAGCACUUAGCUCAUUAUGUGGUAGUUGUCAGUGUGAUGGGUAUGACCAUGGAAGCUAUUGCUACUUUCAAGAGCUACUUGGAUCCUGAAGCUGAGGAAAAGCCAGGCCACACACACACAAUGUAGAGGAAAGUCGUAGAGGUCUUAAGAAGGCAGUGACUCCAGAGGGUGAGAUAGUUCAAUAAAGCUUUACUUUUGGGCUUAUAAAGGAUGUCUUUACCUCUUUAGAUUGGCUCUUUUUGAAUAGCUUUGUAGAGCCUUGAACCUGCCUUAAGCAUUUUAAAGAAAAAAGCAGAGAUGCAAAGGUACCACUUACUAGUAUCGUGCUUCUGUGAGUUGUCAUGGGGCACCCUGAACGUAUGGUGAAACAGAGUGCUGGCUCUCUUUUCUUCGCUCUUCUCUUCUUUUGUGUCCCUCUAGCACUAUCAUUUUAGCCCUCUUCCUCCCACCUUCUUUUUUAUUCAUAAACAUGCAUGCAGACACUCUGAUGCUGCUUUGAUGAGACUGAAAGUUGAAUUCCCGAGCCAGCGCCGGUGUCUCGCUCUCCUUCUGUGUCUGUCCUGUGGCAUUAGAGCGAGCUGCUGCUCUGCCGACCAAGGGUAAGAUGACAUUUAUAAUACAGAACAUCCACUUGCAAGGCAGACACCGCCGAUUUCAAUAUUUAUUGUAGAGGAGCCAGGCCGCAAAGGCACAGGGGCUAGUACGCUAAUGUAGCUUCCAUAUGCUGGCUCUGACUUCAAAGGAAAUGUUUUGCUGAUAGCUUCAGACAGACUUGAUGAGAAUUGAUAAAGCAAAGCUCUUCUGGGUUUCAAACCGCAAAAGGGAAGAAAUUUAAGUAAAUACAGAUUUAAGACAGAAUCCCAAACAGAUUCUUCUUAUGUUACUUCUAUGGCCUUUAAAUUUUCAAUCAGAAUCUGUGAGCAGUAACAACUUUCUCUCAGAUUCACGAAUGUUUUUUACAGGGAAACACAAAGCCAUUUACUCUAAGUUUUAUCUGUAUCAUCUCAUCAAAUUUACUUCCUUUAAGAGUUGUAAUGCUGCAUUCCAGUUAUACUCGGAAGUCAGAAUUUCUGAGCUCCGAGUUGGAAAUUCAUCUGGAGCGCCCCCCAAAGUUGGAUUUCCGACUUGGAAAGUCCGACGAUCCUCACCAACCCUGACUUGACGACAACGUCAUAAUCCAAGAUAGUAGCGCAGUGCAUCAACAGCAAAGAGUAACAGUGAAAGCUCUUGUAAUGUAUCAUUUAUUCGCACUUCUGUUUUUUGUUUUUUUAAUUAAAUAAGUGGUAAAUGUUGUACUGCCCAACGUCUAACUGUGAACACAGUGCUAUGGUGUUUUUAAGGGUAAAAUACUGUGUUAUGCGUUGUUUACAACUGGUAUUGCGAAGAACAACUAACAACAGCUGACAGUCGCUAACAACAGCUGACAACGGCCAACGACAGCUGACAGUUGUAAACAACAGCUAACAACAGGUAACUAUAGGUGUCCAUCUUGGUUUUCCGACUUGUUAACUUGAACGCUGUCAACUCGGGUGUAACAUCAUUCCCAGCUCCAGAAUCCGACUUCUGAGGUAACUGGAAUGCAGCAUGCUAUCAGAAGGCUGAACUUCUAAAGGACACAAAGAUGCUUAUAAAAGUUGAACAAUAUCAACUCCUGUUAUAGAACCACAGGAACAUAAGCUUCAUAACUUGGGACUAAUUAGUCCAUGUAGAUUCUCAUUCAUCCAGGUCAUGGUUAUCUUGAAGACUUAAAAACAGGCAACUGGACUGUGUAGAUUGAGAAGCAUCUUAUCAAGAAGCUUCUUCAGUUUAUGAACUGAAGAAGCUUCUUGGAUAAGAAAGUCUCUCAAUUCUACACAGUCCAGUUGCCUGUUUUAAGUCUUCAAGAUGGACUAUUAGGAAGCAUUCAGGCUCCAGGUGACACUGCUGUCCAGCUCCCCUGUUCUCUGUCUUUUAUAUUCAUUUCUGGGCUUUUUGCGUUUAUUGUAGAGAGGACAGGAAAGUGGAUAAAACAGGAAAUCUGUGAACGAGAAGAGGUUAGUUGCUGAGAUGGAGGGCAGAGCAGAGAGACACACAGCAGCAGGCAGAGAAGAGGGAAAAAAAUUGGCUGCUUUCUGCACAUUUAUGCAGAGAUUUGUAUGAGUUCACAUGUUCUUAAAGGCUUAGCCGCUGUGAAAAUAUCAGAAAUCACCUCUUUUUACGAUGUUGUGUUUCAUUUAGCAGUGCCCCUGCUCUUCCCUUUGUCUCUUUUGACAAACCAUUGCUUCCCUCCCCUUCACUUGCUGCAGCUUUAUGACUAUUUAUUUGAUUUUCUACUUUAUGUGACUCAAAAACUACUAAGAUUGUAUUGCUUUAAAGUGCAUGGCAAGAAAAGCGUCUAAAUAUCAAGAAUUUUGACAGCCUCACUCCCUUUAAGUGUCCAGUUGUCUGCUUAAGCCAGAAGCUUGUUUAUGUAUAAUAAAUUGACGACAGUUUGAAAAUCUAAUGAUUGUUUUAUCAUGUUAUCGAGCUAGAAUGUCAAGGAAUGCUUUACUCCAGCUGUCUGAAUGGGAGGAUUUGUCUUUUUUUUUACCACUUUACAUUAAUUGUUUAAAUUGAUUUGGUUAUUGUAAAUUGUGAUGAACAUUUCUCAACCUAAUCAAUCGUGUUUUUCCGCUUCAAGUAAGUCAGCAGAUAAUCAAUGAUAUAACUGAUCAGUUGCAGCUUUACCCAAACCCUUCCCAUGUAGGUCAGAGGUUAAAGGUCAGGGUCACCACUGCUCUGGUAGAAGUGGAUUUUGGCUCCAGGUAAUUUUAGACUUUCAGGCAGUGAUUUUGACUCAAAGGCCCUGAACUCUGAGAAAUACCAGCUCAGCCUUAGCUCUUUUUAAUGUUUUUUUCAACUGAAACAGUAUUAAAAAGUUCAUUUUCUGCAUCUAAACUGUACCCGGUUAUUUUCCAAAUGUCACAGUUCACCAAAAAUUCUAUAUAUAUUGAAAAACAGAAACUAUGGUUUCUCAACUUUUUCCAUCAUUUGGCUCCUGGGAAACCGUUUCUAUCCCUGACUUUGUCUGAUGGAUAUGACGCCAGAGUAUUUCACUGUGCCUCAGUGAAAUGUGGGCCAUAAAUGAUAUCUCCAGCUGCUUCUUCUUUCUCAUUUCUCACAGGAAGGGCGUCAGAAAGCAUCAUAGAGGCCCUGCUGUUAAUUGUGCUCAAUCAUUCCAGUCUUUCUGCCGCAGCUUCCUUGUCUUUUUUACAUUUUUGCUCUCCCACCUCGACACAUGCGUCAUUGUUUUUAUCGAUCUCUGUAGUAAAUACCAUAACGUCACUCCUCAGUGCUCUUUUUCUACAUGACAUAUUUUUAAGAAUCCUCCAUUUGUUAUCUGAACUUUUUUGUGUCAAGUUUUCCCUAGCCAGCUUUGAAUUAUCAGCCAACUAAUUCUAGUUUGUGGGAAACCUGCGUGUGUUUUUUUUUUGUUUUGUUUUUAGUUAUCAAAGCAUCAGACAUGAAAGACUUUUCUCCUUGUGAUUCUAAUUUAUUUGCUGUGCUCUGGCUUACAGCAGCAAUGCUGUAAUCACGGAGGAACGGAAGCUCUUUGUUUGAAAGCACACACACUCACAUGUACGCGCUGACACACACAUAUUGAGCUCUCCCAGUGAAGGCUGUGACUUUAUUUAUCAACACCACGAGAGGGGGAACGCAAUUAAACAUCCUGUUUUGACUUGUGCGAAGAGUUGCUGUGAUCAGACUCUCUCUGAACAUCUUUCCUCGUUUCACGUGUCCCUGUCGAACCGGCAUCAGUAGCGCCAGGCCAAACUCUGAACGCAGCUCAAAGCUCCUCUGACAAGUUACAUAAAGCCCUGUUCCUGCCUCCCACAUCAUGUAAACCCAACAAACAACACUUCCAGAGUACAUCCAACCUCUUCUUUUAUCAUUUGAGGGAUUACAUGGCCGGAUCAAUAUAUUGGAGAGCGCUGAUGUAAACGCUACCACGUUCAAAUCCUUCACUCCAAGCCACCCACCAGCCCGCAGGGACAAAGGCUGCUUUGUCUCAAACUCUACUUGCCUUGCUUUACAUGUCCCAAGAUGCUUUGUGUCUUUGUGUGCACAUCUUUUUAAGGGUCUCCCUCCAUCCCUCUCUGUCUCUUUCUCCAUCUCUCCCUUGCCCUCUCCUGUUCCCACUGGUGAUUUGUUUUCCUCCUGUGGGAUUUGGGAUCCCAUUCAUUGAGAGGGUAUUGUUCGCUUCUUAUCCAUUCCAGAGGAUGGGCCCCGAGAGGCAGAAUGGGCGACUGUGGGCGCCCUCGUCUCUCCUUGCUCCUUGCCAUGCGAUGAUGUCAUGGCUUUUAUUUGCCGCGGGGGCACCCAUUGAUUCUCCCUCCGUAUUACACACUUUAUAUCUCCCUCUUUCACCCUCCCUAACCUCCACUCCUGUUUUCCUCCGCCAGUCCCUUUCCCAGAUUCUUUUGCUUCUCAAAAGGCGCCUGGGGGAUUUGGGGAUGUUUGGAUGUUGUUUGAGCACACCCACGGUACACGCUUGACGCCCAGAUAGGGAAAGCCAUCAACCCCACAAAUCCAACUGCUGCAACUCCCAUUUAAAUCUCGUUGAUUUAACAUCCCUCCUUUCUUCCCUCAUCUCCCACUUCUGUGAUCAGCUUUCAUUUGUCUGCAGUUAUUCAGGGUGUUUUUGUUUCACACCCGCCUUGUAAAGUAACCAUUAAUCCCCUUAUAGUGUGAUGCCAGUAUGCCAUAGCCGGCAGCGAUGGUAAAAGAGCGCUUAAGACUGAGAUUUUUCAGAUGUGCAUGUGUGUGCUUUUUCUUUAAUUUCUUCAUUUUCAGUAUUUUGUCUGAGUUUAUUUUUGAGAGGCUGCUCUGCCUCUUGGCUGAACUAUGCUCGGGUGAGAAAUCUAUUUCAGUUUAAACAAGAAGCACUGAUUGCAGAAGCACAGAGCCAAAUCACAUCCAUUCAUGGCACUGAAAGUUGGCUGAUAGGCACACACGAGGUGGAAAGGCUGAGGUUUUUCACUCAAAUGCCAAAUAAUUGUAAUAAUGCAGAAAUAUUAUCAAAUAAUGAGCAGGUCUGCUUCCUGUUUCAGCUGUUCUAACAUCCUUUUGUUUUCUGAAUUGUGCUGCAUUUCAUGUUGACAACAGCUGUCGUAGUCUGUUUGGAUCACACUGGAACAGGAUAUAAUGGCCAUGAAAGGAUGUGAGCAGCAGUAUGCCUUCCCUGAAAUAAUGGGUGUGAUGAAUGGGUUCGAGCCGGGAACUGUUGUCAUCCCACAUGCAUGCAAUGAUAGGGCGCAGAGUGUUUCCGCCGCCUGUAUCAACAAAUUGUCACUAGUUUCUGACUCUUUGAUGUCACACCAGUAAGUCACUGACUGAUUUGUUUGGAUGAAAGCGUAAGUAUUGCUUUAGAAAUUGGCGUCCAAAUUCAUGGUGGCAUGUGUUUGUUUGUACUUGUCACAUAUUUGAUGGUUGGGUAUCGCUGGAAAGUUAGCUCGAGUUUUGGUGCAGGUACCUUUCUGUUGAUUCCAGCGUGUCCACACAGACAGUAAAGUGAAAGUUGGCUUUCAUGGAGCAAAACUUUUGGGUACCGAUGAUUGGACAGCUUAGGAGACAAAUGUGGGGACUAGAGAGUGGGAGGAGACCUGCAGCAGAGGGUCGUGGCCAGGUGAGCCAGUGCUGUUUUACUCAUUGUGGAUUAAGAUAAGGUAGGUCUGAUCUGGCAUUGACGUUGAGUCUCUGUGAAUAACAAAACAAAGAGGUCAGACCUGCUCUCUUUGUUAAGUGUCUUCAGAUACCAUUGGUAUGAACUGGAGUUCUUGUAUGAGGCGUAAACUUCAGCAGUAGAUUCAGUCCUCAGUGUGCAUUCAGGCACUUUCGAGUGAAGCUCAUCCUGGUACUGGCUCAGAGCUGAUCUGGACACACCCCAGUCUUCAUACUUGGCAUAUUUACAUGCACAGUGAAGUGAGCUAUGGCCAUCGCUCCAUUAGAUGAUUUGUAUCUGGACUACUGUCCUUGUCACAGUUCACAUGCAAAAUUUUUCAUCAUUGACAGAAGUACAUCAAUCUACACGACAGUAGGCGGCGACCUGCCUCCUUUCAGGUCAUAUCCCGAUCGACAUAUUACAUAUCAAAACAGUCAGAAAAAAGUGUGAGCAAGAGGCUGAUAGGAUGUACUUUAAACUAUAAAAACUGUUGCUUUUGCAGCUCUUUUUCUAUGCUGCAUUUUCCAGAGUUUAUUGUAAACUAGUUGACUUGCAGGGUCAAGAUCCUUCUGUACCUUACUAAAUAGAAAAAGUGUUUUUGCAUUGACACAAUUUUCAAUAUAGUUUGAACAAAAAAGCUAAACAUAUAAACAUAACAAGCAAGCAUAGACAAGUCAGGGAACACCAGAAUAGGUUGACCUGUGAAUGAAAUGUAGUUUAUUGUAUUUAGGUCAUCCCAUUCAUUCUGUUGCAAUUCCUCUUCGACUAAGUUGCAUCUUGUUUCCAGGUGUCCUCUACUACCAUUAUAGUGUGUCCUAUUCCCCCAUUUUUCUUACUAUUACAAGCCCAAGAGAAGGCCACCUAGAACUCCCAGAACUGUGAUUGGCUGUCAUUUCUUUUGUCAGAGGCAGCUUUAUAUUAAAGUCAGCUUUGUGUUGCAUUUAGCAGGCUCCUUUUUUACAUUUUUAAUGUUGAAUAUUUUCUUUUGCUGGUACUUCAGAUGGUUUCUUGUGGAGUCUUUAAAAGAUUCAGUUAAACCAUUGAAAUGUUGUCACUCUGAUGUUUUACCUUUUAUGUUUAACGUCUGGCAACCCCAACAAAAGUCUGUGGCCUAGUUUGGCCCCCUCUAGUCAAAAAAAGUCUAACUACACCACUGUCAAGCCCCCACAGACUCGAUCAUUUUCACACUGUGUACUUGGCACCAAUGAAGUCUGCGAGGGUGGUGAAAAAUAAAGCACAAAGUGUAAAGUGGUAUUGUGUCUGUGGAGAAAGUGUGAUUGAUGUAAGAGGGAGUGCAUCCGGCACGUAUGACACUUUCUGAUUUGAAAACCCAAAAUGUGAAAUUUCCUCUCUACAUGACAAAACCUCAACAAAUAGAAUCAAACUUGUCAAACGUCAGUCUCUCUUAACAGAAGCGGUUGUACAAGAACUGAGCCUACAUUUACCUUAAACAAACCUGGGUGUCAUCUCUGACAGAAACCUGCCAGGACAUGAUCACAGUCAGUUUGAACUACAUUUUAUUGAUCACUUUGCAAAGCUGAUUUUUUAUAAUUGACAUGAAAAAUACCCCUUUUAGGAAUAUAAUGCUGUUUAAUCCCUCUCCAGGAGAAUAAGUGAGGAGUAUAACAAAUCAGAGCAUACAUUUUGGUACCUCAUUGCAUUUUUCCAACACUGCACAGUGAGCUGACUUUGUUUUGUUGUCAUGAAUUGAAAAGCACUCCAGAGAAAUGAGAAACAUCAUUGUCUCUUAUCGGCGCUGCAGUGUUUAUGAGGACUCUAUAUUUUUGUCUGCUUUGUGUUGUAAGUGAUGAAAUGUUUUUUGUUAUAUUGGAGGAGCGGCCGACGUUGUACUGUAAACUCUCCCAAAGUCUCCCCCUCUCCAUCUCUCUCUAUCUCACACACCCACAAACACACAUUGAAGUCCUCCUUUCUCUCUCUCUCUCUCUCUCUCUCUCUCUCUCUCUCUCUCUCCUCUUCUCUCUCUCUCUCUCUCUCUGUCCUUGUGAGAGCGACAGUGUCUACAUACCACGGGGGCACAGGCCGGCUGCCUUGACGAUCCUCUUGCUCUGCCACACAGAGCAAAAAACCGGCCUUACAGUUGUGAAUAGCAGCCGCUACCCGUCUUUAUAAAGCAUUCUUUCUCUUUAGCACUCACACAAACAUUUUGAGACAAACACACAUACACACACUGCCCACUUGCCCAUGUCCCCCCACUUCUGCCAUGUGCCAACCUAAUACGUUAAAAUGCAUACUGUUUCAGAAAACAGGCCUCGGCUGUUGGGGUUGAGUGCCACUUAUCCUGGAACCUGGCACGGGGAGGGGGGGUUAGUUCAGGAUCACACGACAAGAUGUUGGCUAGCUUUAGGUCUUAUUUAAGCCACCUAACACAUUUAGAAGAUUAAGGUUUGACACAGCUUUUUUAGAAGCUGUCUUUUGUUGUAGUAUGCAGAUUGAAAAGUGAACUUGGACUUUGAAAGAAGAAACUUCAGUUGGGAUUCAAGAAGUUAGAAGAUUCGAUCACUAGAAGAGGCCAGAAUGCAAAAUCUGUAACCUUAGCUCACAUCAUGCAAAUGCAGCAUCUAAUCCAAUACCUCCCCAUUACAGCUCUCCUGUUAUGGCUGCGCCUCAGUUAGAGCAUUAAUUCCCAGCCCUGUUAGGAGGAGGCAGGUUUUACUAGCUUGGCAGCAGAGGGGAGUACAUGACAUGGCACCUUCCCUCUUACUCCAUAUCAGGAAAACGGUAACUAGCUGCCACCGCCAUAAUCAUCUUGUUAUGGCUCACACUCGGCUCGUGUUCCUUGGCUUGUUUAUCUUGGCGCCGGAGCUGUUGAGUGUCUCCAUUCUUUCUGGCUCUGCAGCGUCAAGCUUCCUGAUUUAGAGCCUCUUAAACAUGGAGGUUUAUUCUUGGUUUGAAAAAAAAAAAAAAAAAAAUACCCAUGGAGAAUUUUUAGGAAGUACGUGACGAUGUGAGCUCAGGAAACGGGUGAAAAUAUGGUUGGCUUUUUACACCAGUGUGCUGCAAUCCUUAUUGGCUGAUUAGAAGGUGAUAAAAUGUGUGUAUGAGUUUAUAUUUAUUCUUUCUCUUGAGUGGAAGCAUCAAAUAUGAAGGGUUUCCUAUAAUACUUGGGGGGCUUUUUUUUUAAAUUGCCAGCAUUCAAUGACAUGGUUUAAAUGCCAAGAGCUGACCUGUUUGUGACCUGUGCUUUUUUCUGAGUUCAUGAAUUUCAUAAGCCAGUAAGCAGACAUAAGUACUGCAGGUGUUAUAACUGAUACAUUUCUUUUCUAAAUGCACAUACAUAAUGGACUGCCAUAAGCAACUGAAAUCUGAUUUCAUGCUGAAAGGUUUGUGUGGCUGUCAACAUACAGCAGAGCCCAGCGCCAGUAUUCGGUAACCAUGCUGAGAAGUAUGGGAUGUUCAGCUUUUGCCUGCAGUUUUGCUUUUAAAACUAAUACACUGACAAAACAGCAUAAAUGACUCAUACUGGAUUUGAGAUUUUUUUUUUUUUACAGAUUGAUCAUAAGUCAUGCUUCUAGGCCAGUAUAAUAUUUCUUUCUUUAUUUAUUUAUUUGGAUCCCCAUUAGCUAUUUCCUAAGUAGCACUACUCUUCCUGGGGUCUGCAAGAAGACAGUAAACAUUUGUAUAGAUUAAAAUGAUAAAAGUCCAAACAGGAGAAUUAUACAAGAUGUUAAAAUCAUAACUGAAACAAGAACUAUGAUGACAUUAUAUUUCCAAUUACAAUCGACACCAAUAAAGGCCAAGAUAAAUGUACUAGUAAUCAAAAUCUCAUUGGCAUGUAUUGUAUGUUGUCACAGCCUAGUCUAUGUGUUCUGUUUCUUAUUUCAGUGAGUCUGGGUUAUCAGAUAUUGGUAUAUCUUCUUUUUAAACACGUUUACUUUGUUUACAUCUUUACUACAUUCAAUGUAUACCUGCUCUCCAAAAAAAGGCCUGUGAUAUACCAGCAGUUUGGUUUUUAGAUAUGAUGUGAUGCUCUGCAGAAAAAUCAUGGCUGUGAUUUUACAUGCUUUCUUGGCUUAUUUUCACACAUGAACUCCCGACAUUUUCUGGAUAAUUUCCGAACAUACAGGCCUCGAUGGUAAACUGUCCCAACUUUCACAUUACCAGACUCCGACACAUAGUGCCAGGGUAAGCAGAUACAGCUCUUUGCAUUCACACAUGGACCUCACUUGCACAAUUUUCAGGAGUCUAAUGCAUAUGUGAAAUGGGCUGCAGUCUCUAGAGAUUCCCUUCUGGGAUUAAAGCCAACCAAAUUCAAUGCUGGGAUGAUGCUCGGUCGCGCUAAUAGACCAUUUUAGUAAAGAUGCUUUUAAUUAGCGGAGGAUGUAAACAGAAAUGUCAAAUGUUGAGAUGGUGUUCAUGCUGCUAGUGAAGAAGAUGGUCAGAGCGUAUCAGUCAGUAUGCCAGAAACCUACUACACAUUCACAUUUCAGAUGCCUUCUUAUCAGUGUGGGCAUGGCUUUUAUUCAAGAGUUGAAAGGCUGGAGGGUUGAGCUUGAAGCCUUGUAAACAGUAAGCCUUAGAUAAAUAGGCCUCAGAGCUUCCUUUGCCCAUAGAUAAAUUGCCAGUUUAAGUCACUCCAUUCCAGGGUUUGGCCAUUUUAGGAGCCUAAAGUGAUUUAUCUUCUUUCAGUGUUUGCACCCACUAUCAAAGAAGAGUGGGAGGUGUGAACAAGCAGUGUGAAAAGACCGGGCUAUUUCAAGACUUUUAUUUAUUAGUCAGAUGUUAUUUGGAUUGAAUAUACUGUACAUGAUUUCCUUAGCCUGUCAGCGGUUUAUUUUUUCAUCUCAUAGUAGUGGUGUACGCUUUUAUUUUUUUGCUGAUCAGUUUCUUUUGUGAGCUGUGCCGCUCUGUAUAUUUCAAGGGUCUGGUUCUGUUUUUCCUCAACGUUACCGACUGUCUGAUUGUGUUUAAACAUGACGGUUGUAGUGUGAACUCUGGUGGCCCUGGAGGUUUUGGGAUGCAUACCAUGUCACCACAGUGACCUCGGUUUGUAUCUGGGUGACAACACUGAAAGUAUUUGUUGUCGUCUUGUACUGUAUACACAGCACAAACAGAAGAAGUGGUGUUUACAUUCCCCAAAACAGAAAACCACCUUGUAAACAGAGUAAUGAAAAAAGCAGCCGCUUUGAUUCAGAACUGGAAAUAGCCUCUGUUUUGUUAUGGAGUAUAGAGGACAGUGUGUGACACAGUCAGGCAGGUUCAAGUUAUUCAAAAUCAUGGUUUACCAGCCGCUGCUUAUAAAUUGAUACAGUACUGAGGCGAAUUGUUUACUGAAAUUAAUUCUCCUUCUUUGGAGACGUGAUUAUCUGAUCAACUUUUGCCUUCCUCCUCAUUCUCUCCUGCACAUCUCUUGAUAGUUUCUCGGUUUUCUGAGUUAAAGGGAUCAAAUGAGAGGAGAAAAUAUACUGUGGGGUUGGCGAAGAAGCUAUUUUUGGCUGCUUCAAAGGAUGACUCACAAAGACGUAUAUGAACAGAUGAAGAAUGAUCUUUCCUUCAGUUACAAAAAAAGCUCAUUUCCCCCCCCCUAUCUUUACCAAAUGUGCAUCAUUUCUUUGUGUCCUUAUCUCGCCACAUCUACCAUCACCUGUUUUUCUCUUUUUUCUCAGCAUUACCUCUUUCCCCAGACUCCCUGCACCUCUUUUGUCUUCACAUUUAAUAAACAACCCCCACAUGCCUGCUUCAUGUGUCUUUGUGGUAAUUGGAGUAAACGUCACACUGAUAGCUAAAGCCCAGGACAGUAACUGUGUUUCAAGCAUCACAUGUCACCUGCUAUUAGCAAUAUGGAGCAUUUUAAUUACGGCUCAUACGUGUCCUACAAAUAAUGGAAGUAUUGAAAAUGAGGCUCACAGGAAAAGAUGUAAUGUGGGCCACAUCGGCAACAUCUCAAAGCUUUGAAUAAAGAGAAGCAGCAUGAAAGAAACUGACAAAGGAUUUCAAAAAAGCAGAGGCUGUUUUUCUCAGGAAAUGUUGUGGGGUUGGUGUUUGACAAUGUUAUGUUUAAGAUAUUGGAGAUUUGGAGAUUAAACUAAGAAUUUUAUUUACAUUAAUUAUCUUUCCUUUUUGUCAAUUGUAAAAAAAAAAAAAAGUGAGAAUGAAAACCAGACAAAACUGACUUCAAAGGUCUUUUUGUUUCUCCAUAAAACUCUCAUAAUGUAAUGGCUGGCCAGUAUGUGUGUGUGUUUGUGUGUGUAUGUAUAUUUCCAUAAUUUUUGCCUCCAUGAAUGUAAUUUUUUUUUUUUUCCAUUUCAGGGAUGCUUUCGUGAAAAAGUCGUGUUUAUGAGCUUGAAUUUACACACAGCUAAGCACUAACAGGUAGCGUACCAAAUGGCAUUAGCACAAGAGUAAAUACUGAUUACCCAUUAUUUACCACAGGACCAUUUGCCUCCUUAAAGAAAAGUCCCUGGAACCAAGAGUUGGUCAACUAGCGCCUCUACAAUUCAGUCAAUCAGCAUUUGAAUCCCCAAAAGUUUAAGCUUUUGUCCAUUUUCUAUACCGUCUAAGAAAGAAAUCUACAUUUUCCCACUUCUGGCCACCACAGUUAGGCAUAAAGCGAUUAAGUGUAACAUAUUUUCUUCAGCAAGAUUUGGAGGCUCAUGGAGAGCCAUUAAUGAUGUUUGGUUUUUUAGUUGGAUAGAGACAGGAUUCCACACAAAGGAUGGAAUAACUGCUUGGUGACCAAAUUGUUUGUUGUUUUGACUGAUUAAAGAGAAAACAAAACAGUUCUGCAUGUUUAAUCACUAAUUUGUUGUCGUUCCCUCGAUAAAUGAAAGACUCAGUUUGUUGCCUUUUUUCGUGAAUCAGCUAAUCACUUCUUUUGGUACUUCUAUGUAGUUUGAAUCACUCAAAUAUUACUCCAGGAUUAGAGCUAGAAAGACAACAUGAAAAUAUCUCCAGUUUUCCCCUUCACUUUCUGUUUGAAAUAGAAGAAAGAAAACCUCUGCUAAGCUGUGAGAGGUGAGUCUGACUAAUCCGACAAGCUGCAGCCCGUGUAGCAGACAAGACAAACCUCCACAGACAACAGGUAUAAAUCUUGCAUCUGCCCUCUGAGAUAUGAUCAGAGCUGGAGUUUCUAAAUAUUGCAUGAUUGUCCUCCAUGGUGAGUGCGGGGUGAUUACAGGUGUCUAUCACAACAACGGGAAAAGUGGGGCGUUGCUGAAAGAGCCUUUGUCUCUGUGUAGACAGCACACUGGGUCAUAUCGGCUCCUGUUUACAUGUUUGCCUGUCUGUUUCCUGGUAAUGUGGGUCAGAGAAAAUCCACCAAAGUGUAGAGAAACAGAGACUGAGAGAAGAGUUGCUAUUUCACUUUUCUGUCUGUCUCUCUGUGUGCUCUUUUUUCCUAUUACGCUAUUCUGUAAUACCUCUUAUUAGCUCCAGGUCUUAGCUUUCCUACUACAUUUUGUUUGCAGCUUUAGCAGCCGUGUUGGUCCCCCCUGUACGCUGUCUGACGGGAGCCGAACACUCUGUUCUUUGUUUAGAGCCAGUACUAUGAAUUAUAGAUAGAGGAAGCUGCUCCGAUAUGUCACUUUCUUAGGCUCGGAAGAACACACACACACACACACACACACACACACACACACACACACACACACACACACACACACACACACACACACACACACACACACUCACAUUUAAGAAAGCUAGAUACAAUAGAGAACAUGCACACACACUUGCAGCUAGAAAAGGAAUAUAUUAUGAUGUAAAUGUUUGUAAACCGAGCCAAAACUGGUGAGUGGAAGUAAACUAAUACGCAGCAGAAACUCAGAGAUGCACACACAAACCGGAUUCACACUCACACACAUGCACACACACAUCAGGGUGCAUCCUGGGAAACAGUUCUUCUUUAUUUUGAAGGCUUUUCAGAGUCGCCCACAGCGCUCCAAAUACAUACACCCCUGGAAAUCUACUCUGGCUUUGGUUGCCUUUAAAGCUCUGUUGUCGGCUCUAAAUACAUUACAAACACAGACACACACAUGCACACAAACACACACAGACACACACACACAAUGGUUGUUACUGACUCUCAGCUGAGAAAAGGCGCAGACACAUGGUGUAAUAAUCAUGUUGUCGCAUGAGCCCAUAGAGAAAAGAGCAUGCUGUCUUGUUUUCUUGCGUUUUUUUUGUUUUAACAAUAGAAAAAAAUUCGCACACUUGCUCAGCAGGAGGUCUUCACACAUAAUCCCUCAGACUGGGUACAUUUAGGUGUCUGCUGAGAUGUUAAUUGGUUGUUGUUCAUGUUGUUUCUUCUCUGCCAUGCGACUUGAGUGUAGGUGUCUGCACACGUGUCUCACCAUAGGUUAGAAGAGAAAAUCUUGUCCGAUCAAUUUCCUUUUUGGUGAUAGUAGAUAAAACGAUGUGACGUGGGGCAGGCAGACAAGCAGUCACAUGAUCAGACAGGAAGUGAACGCAAGCCACAUACACACUGCAAUAGUGCAACAGUGCAGUAGUCAACUCAGCCAUCACAGUGCCCUUUUGCUUCCUCACAAUGACUCAUUGGUGUAAUAUACUAGUGUUCCAGUGGGUGACUGUACAUUGCAUUAUGGUGCCAUGGAAACGUGAGGGGCAUAGCUUGUGAAUACAGAGCUCCAUAUAGACACAAAAUGGCCGUAUGUAAGCGCCUGAAGCCUUAGGUGGUCCCAAACAAAAAGUUUGGGAUAUUAAAAUCAAAACUCAGAAAAGUGUCAGUUUUUUUACUGAUGGUUGUGUUAGCUUAUAUUGGUAAUAAAAAUACAUCACUGUUAAUGUCAGUUUGUUUUAUAACCUGUUGAAAAUUCUUCACACAAAGUAAGAUUAAAAAAUCAAUCAAGCUAAAUUCUGUUUCUUUUAUGGCCUACUUUAGGAAGUUAUGUAUAGUUUAACAAAAAUCAUGUUCACUGCUUUACCUCUACCUUUUGAACUUAAGUUUUCAAUGAAACAUUUAGCUUAUGAAUGUACUGCUCAUCAGUGAUGUCUGGCUUUAGUCGAUUGAACAAUCAAAUAUUGUCCAUCUCACUAGUCAGCACCAGUUACCACUUUUUAAACAGAUUAUUAAAGUCUCACUUCGAUCAGUAAUUUUACUACUUAAAGUGUCUUGAAGUUGUGAUUAUUAAAUUUUUAGCCAAAAUCACGUUACCUGUGUCAUUUCCGAGGGCUUUUCUUCUGCAGAGCUCCAGUAGCUCAUAAGCAAUAAGGUGACAGUGCUGCUCUGCACACUCCUCUUCAUGAUAGUUUGUAGCCUAACUUUGCAGGUGUAGUAGAAGUGGCAGGUAAUCGGAGCUAUUCAGCUCUCAGAUACUAAAGUCUUUAGCGGCAUGAUGAAAGCUAAUAUCAUAAUUAGCUUGCUUAGGAGCAUAGCAAUCCACUAACGCAUACGCUUGUACCGCAAAUGUCUUCUCUACUUUUCUGAGUGCCACCUGCAUAGCGGGGCUCCGGGGGUGGAGCUUGGAUUUGCUACAUAGGAAAUCUCACAGAAUCUGAGCCUGCAGUACGGGUCUGUCGGAGAUUCACAGCGAUUUGAAUACUGAAAUACUCAGCAAUGCAAUUUGGCACUUAGUUUUAGCAUGAUAUGUCCUGUUGCAUCAGAAAAAUGUCAUAUAAACAUGUAGACAACAAGAAAAAACACAAUUUUCUUCAGAGUGGGUCAGAGCCACCCAAAUCUGUUUAAAUGCUUCUGCCACAAUAACGCUCAACAGCCUGGAUGUAAACAAGCUCAGAUGGCAGCUUGUAGCACAGUGCAUGAGAAAACUGAGAUUAAGUUGUAUUUAGCCUGUUUUUGGUUAAACUGGUGUAUAUGUAUGAUGCAAUGUAAAACAAGCUCAGGCAUGUGGAUGGUAUCCUGCAAAGAGUUGAAGGCUGGUGGUUUAAUAGUUGUGCUAAACUUUGACUGACUAAUGUAACUGGCCUAAAAUGCAAAAAGAUCAAAAAACAAACAAAAAAAGGAUCCAAGUUGUCGGAGAAGUUUAUUUUUUUAGGAGGAUCUCCACUGAGUUUGUUACUGCAUGUUUGCUGCUCGGUCAAACAGAGUCCAGUCUAUAUUUGGUAGCAAAGGAUUUUACUCCCACUGAAGUGAACUUCAUGAACUUGGACUCUGCUCAUCACUUUCAUGAUGUCACCAGGUGUCAAAUCUGGAUCUCCUCCAAAGAUAAUAAUUUGGAGGAGAUGAUAAAUGCAUCUAGAAAUACACCCAAGGGCAUUUUCUGAGACUACAGAUACAUGUUUUGGUUGAGGACUGCCAAAAACCAGGAGGUAUGAAGUCUCAAACAAAGCAGCUGUGAGUCCAUAAUAGGAAACUCAAUCCUGAGAGCUGUUCUGGGAAACUCUUUGUUAAUUUUUCUUCUUUAUUUGGCAUCUGGUUGUUGUGCUCACCAGUAUUUAUUGGGCCAUGGUAGAGCAGUAGAACAACAGAUAAAUUCUUAAACUUAAUGAUGUUCUCUUUAAUGCCAGUAAAAACUGAGUAAUGGUAAGUGUUGCUUACUGUGGCAGUGGUAAUAUUUGGAGGCCAUUAGCUGGGCAUGAUCUGCUGCUGCACUGCGACUGUUUUCUAAAUGAUAUAGGAGGAGCGCGGGGAGAACGGAGGAGUAAGCACUUUUGUUAUCAUCUCCUUGUCAGAUCCUCACAAGCACAGCCCUCUAUUACACUGCUAAUAAUAGAGGCAGGCCUUAUCGCUCUGAGCACCAUCACAGUAGAAGAAAGGGGGGAGAAUGAAAGAGAAUCUGCCCCGCGAUAUUGACAAAACUCAUAUUGCCUUUUUUUCCGCUACGAUAUCGUCAGAGAGAAAGCGAACAUCAGACAGGCAGGUAAAGAGAAAGAUGUUGUCGCUAGAAGUCCAAAAGCAAGUUGUGAUGAAUGUUUGAUUGGCAUCUUAAAGAGGAAACCAAGCCCGGGAUAAAAGUGCGUGCAUGUGUCUUUGUAGUGUGUAUAGCUGAACAUGUGUGGGUGGGAAGAGCUAGAGCCAGGUUUUUCUCCUGGUUUGAGCUGCAUCCAGUAGUGCAUGUCUGGUAAAGAUGGAGACCCAUCAAAGAAGGAAAAAAAAAACAAGUUCAGAUUGGAGCAGAUAUCUUUGCUGCAUCAAGGCCCCCCAGUAUCAAAGCUAGACUCGAUCCCACUGUGCAGCCUUGAAGGAAGGUAGAGCAGAUAGGCAGAGAUUAGCAGGGUGGAGUUUAAGGGACAUGUUUGGUCAAAACAAAGCUGAGCAGAUGAGAUAUGACUGUAGAUGAAUGCGCGGGAGGCAGGAAAGACUCCUUGUUUGUCGUGGUGCCGUCGUUUCUUCUGACGUCUUGAUGCGAAAAGAGGCUGUUUGUUUAGCAAUGAGGACUUCUUGAAGUUUGGCCUAUUUGUAGAGCUGGAAAAGACAGAGGCAUAUUCUCCGUUUGUUUAAGGUUCUAUGUCAAGCGAUUUAUAUUUAACAUUUGAGCCUCCAAGUCCAUUAUGUGUUUGACAUUUAUUUUAGCGCAUAACAAAGUUAAACUAGAAUUUAUGAGCCUAUUUUUAAUGGCUGGGAUUAUGCGGUGACGUUUCCUUGGGUUAUUCUGCAGCUUUGAUCACAAGCAUGAGAUUUUUUUUUUUUUUCCUGUAUUGUUUGGAGCAAAAAAACCUCCCACAGAACUUGUGUCAGUGUUUGUACUUCUGCACUGUCAGAACAGUUCUGCAGAAUCUGUACAGAGAUGUGAAGGCUUUGAACACACUCAGAGACGCACAAAAAGUCUCUCUUUCUGAAACUCAAACACAUUCGAACACACUGUCCGUCACUAUUUUCCUUACUUCUACACACACAUCCCCAAUCCUCACAGACACACACACACUGAUGCAGCUCCUUUUGGUCAUAUAUUCUCUUUGCUGUCCCUGCCUCUGUGUUAUGUGUGUGUUUGCAGAUGAUGCGUGAGCUUGCUUGCAUGAUCACCUUAGUUUGUCAGCAGACGAGGGUAUAAAUGUGUGGUUUCUCUUUUUUAUAUUUUAGAGAGUAUCCCAGAAAGUUUUUGUGUCAGUUAUAAAUAAUAGAGAAAGCUGAAUCCAAAAGGGAGAGCAGUCAGACUGACAGUCGUGUCUUUGAUGGUUCGGUCUUUUAAACACUGAAAACCAAUUAGGUGGGUCAGGGGCCUGGGGAGCACGACUGAAGAGAACCCGGUGCCACCGUUCUGUCAUCAGCGGCUUCAAUCAACGCUCAGCGACGGCUAACACACUCUUUAUUUCUCCAACGCAUACACAUGCACAUGAAAGAGCGGGGAACAGUUUAGUUAUCCGGGUGGCUCUGUCGCAGUGUUUUCAUUCGGCUGUCAAGUGAAUUAUAUGAGAGCUUUUGAAAUGUUACAAAAAGUAAAAUGUAAAUUAGAUUUCAAUACGCUGAGUUAGACUCAUUUAAGUGGAUAUCCCUAUGGUACUUGAUGCGGCUUUGUUUAAAAAUAAGGAAAAUGGAGAAAACGCAUUAAAGAAUGGGUGAUGUACUGCUGCUGUUGUUUUCUUCUGUCAGCUGCAGCAAAACAAAGAAAUACAUUUCAUUCGAUACCCUCAUGCACAAUUGAUCGGCUGUGCCUUCAUGAUGGGAAGCCAAUACUCAGAGCACAGGUGACAUUUCUUUAAGGUUGUCAGUCAGUCGUGCUGCUUUUUACUAGACUGUUCUUUGCUGCACUUUCAAAAUAUCCUAACCUUUUGUUGAUGCUCCUGCCUUGAAAGUAACUGUAUAAAGGCAGAUAGUACAUGUAAACCUAUUUUUGUCACGUUUGUGUUUGUUUGAUGUUUAUGAAAAAAACUGAAAUUCAUAUUGUUGCAUUUAUGUUAUAUCCUAAAGCAAACAACACCAUCAGGGACAAGGUUGACUAUCUAUUUUUUGUCAUUUUUAAUACCUUACCUUGGUGUGAGGGGGGUAGGUGCCAGCUGACCAGCAGAAGAAAAAGCCCAGUCUUUUGAUUCAGAUUCAGAUUCAGACUUUUAUUGUCAUUGUACGAGGCAUGCAACGAAAUUAAAACAGCUUGGAGUGGUGUUUUCCUAAGAAAGUGGAGUACAAAAAUGAAAUAAAUUAUGAAAUAAAAUAGUACAAAAUAAAAUUGAAUAAAAUAGAAUAGACUAUGUACAAAAUGUACGUUGCAAUUUUGCAAUUUCUACAUAAAAUGUUCACAAUAAAAAAUACAUUUGACUGUCAAAAGUUGGCAGGAUGAGAUUUUUUUUAAUCAAAAGUCACGACUUAAGCAAAUCAGUCAAGAUAAGUAGGGGCUAAUUGUGACACAAUAGCCACUAUCUGAAAAAAAUCCUUAUAGGUGCUUUAAAAUGAACAGAAAUCUUACUUAAAUAUUUAUAAAAAAAAAAACGAUUGAAUGAAACUAAUAGUAUGCAAUCUAACUAGCAUUACUUUUCACUUAGUAUAUGAUGUUAUUAGAUAUAACAGUAUAAUACAACACUAUACUAUUGGUUAUGGUAAAAUUCAAUUCAAUAAGAAUUUUUUCACAAGUCUUAAGAAAGUGAGUAACCCAGUUUGUGUUUACACCUUUAAAAGGUGAUAGUUGUGUUUUUGUUGUGAACCUUUUGUGUUGCUUUUUUACUGAUUUAUGCUUUGAUUACUUUAUUACCUGAGGAGACUUUUGUUUUUAAAAAAACAUAAAUGGAACUUCUGUCAGAUAAUAAAGUUAGAGAUCAACAGGAAAAGUGCUGGUGUAUUCACACUGCCCCUAGAGUCGUAAGCUUGUACUUAGUCCUAUUUUUAUUUGUUUAUUCUGUCUUUCUAUCUUUACUUACAGAGUAGAUGUGUGAGCUCUACUCAGGACACCUAUGGGGGACUAGAGAGAGAGGGAGAAGGGGUAAUUUACUAGUUUUUCAUCACUAAUGGCAUUCUAACGUGGAUAAAAAGAAAACGACUAAAAAUGUUGGUUCAUAUUCUUGUCCACAGACACGUCAGGGAAACAAUAGGAGUGCACCUUAAACUGCUGUUGUGCAGACAUAGUACAACAACAACAACAACAAUAGUAUGCACAAUUGUACGGUAACAGUGCCAGAGAUAAUGACACAAGUAUGUGUACUAUUACAGGAACAGCAUGAUUAUGAUAACAAACUCAAGUCACUAGGUUUAUAGAAUUAGUAAUAGCAUAGCAGCGAUAGUAUUUGUAAUGAUGAAGUUUAAGUAAAUAAUGGUGGAUGGCACUAAAGUAGAAAGGACUCAUAAGUUAACUUAUGUUUUGAAGCAGCAUUAAAAAUGGAAAAGUGAUGCACAUAGUUCAUGAUCAUUUUCCUGACCCGGUGCAGUUUUUAAUAAGAGGUGAGACAGAGUGCAUGUCACUCAAUACAACAAAUUUAGCUUCAUCCCUGCUGAGCGGCAGACGUGUCUGUGGCCUUUCCACUUUUGUUUGAGCUGCUUAACUCUCAGCUAUAUUUUUAAAGGGCAAAUGUGACCGACAUCUGCAGAGGAUAGUCAUCUGCCUGAAAAUAUGUUCUUGUUAUAGAUUAUGAGCUCCUAAACACUCUUGGAGAAAUGUGCAUUUACAUUUUAAUUAAGAAAUUAAGAGGACAGUUGUUUUUCUGGGGCCUCAGGGCAGAAAAGUGGCAUUUUCUUACUGGAGAUUAGAAAAAUCAACAUCCAGAAGUGGCACCUUUGACAUCUGACAUCUUUAUUUAUUUUAAUUGAGGGACAAUUGAUUAUCAAAAAGAAUCACUUUUAUAUGAGUCUAUACAUUUUAAUAUAGCCUUUAACCUGCCCUACAUUAGAUCACGAUGCCCUAAGGGUUAUAUGGGUGACAGUCCGGCAUGUUGCGUGAUAAGGCUGAACUUCCAGACACAACUAGUGGAGCAGCUACACUCUGGUCUGCUGAGAUAGCAGUGGCCUUUCUCCUCUUUCCUCAAGCUGUGCCUGUUUGACCAUUCAGCCAGCCAAAUGUGCCAACCUCAUCAAGGUGCUCAGCACUGCCCUUUUCAAUAAUUCAUCCCCAAAUUUGCUGGGGGGAUGGGGGGUUUGAGGUUUGUCUAACAGCUUGCCGUACAGGGGAGUGGUUUCUCUAAUUGGAGUGACAUGCAGUCCCUCUCUGUCAGAGCUGAAUGUCAUUAGAGAAGCAGCCAAAUACCAUGUGCAGUUUGACGCUAAGUCACAGAUGCUGGUUUUAAAGUGCAACAAGUGCAACACUCAUGUACACUCACUUUAUAAACACGAGCCCUUCACUCCUGCUCAUUUAUAAGAAUCCAGUGCAAGCCUGUGAGCAUGCAUGUGUAUUUCUUAAUGUUUUGUCUGCCUCUAAUUUCUCUCUUUUCUCUCACAUAUUUGUCUUGCAAGUUUUUUUUUUUCACUUGCACACACGGGCAUACACGCCCACAUAAACAAAACCACUAAAAUUCUAAUAAAGCGAGGCAUUUUUAGCCUAGUGCUCCCUACCUAACCCCAUUCCUAACUAAAGCUACAUCCUAAUGGUCACUGUAAUUCUCCUGGAGCUAAUUAGACUGUAUACACACACACACACACACACACACACACACACACACACACACACACACACACACACACACACACACACACACACACACACACACACAGUGUGCGCAUGUACAUACAUGCAAACUGCCUCUGUAGUGCCGCGGAGAGGUGUAAUUAUAAAGUCUAAUUCCUGUAUGGUUUUACAUUAUUUAUGAAGUAGUGUUGGUGGUGUCACACUGACCUUCCUCUAAUGAUGCUACACACACAUGCACACACCUACAUGCACUCACAUGCACUCCAAUGUUGUACAAGCAUCAUUUGCAACACACACUCGCAUUCAAACACACAACCGUAGCCCCAUAUUUCCCCUCAGUGAUCUGAAUAUAUCCCCGCAUUUCCAACCAAGUCUAAAACCUUUCAAGUGGCUCCCAGCUGUGACUUGGUGCUGGUUCAACAGCUUGAAGGUUGCAUUUAUUUUCAGUUUGAAUAAUGCGUCACUGAGAGGCAAAUAAAACCGACACUGGCAAACAACUUAUUGUUUUAAGAAGGGUGGUAGCUGUUGGCUCUUCUUUUCAGCAUAAGCGUCUUUGUGCAUUUGACGUGAAUGGUGAAGGACAUGCUUAGAUGUCUGAUAACGUCAAUAAUGCGUCGGCUCUAUAUUUGAUACAGUAUCAGCACAGAAAGUGGAUUCAAACCAAUGACUCCAGCUUGGCUGUUGGAGUGAUUGCCAGUGGCGGAGAUUAUGUACUGCAAUCUGACAUUUUGCCUGAAAUCUCUGCUUUUCUCCUACACAAACAGUUUUGUUUCCAUGAUUUGUCACUAUGCAGUAGUACAGAGGGAACAAUGCUGAAGAUGACAGCUUGUCAGAUAGGCCAGAACAUGCCAGUGUUAGUGGGUGUACAGACAUAAUCCUCAUUGUUCUAAGUCUAGCACAAGUGUCAGAACCCACUUCUUCAUGUAGGCGUCUCCUGCCUCCAUGUUUCAGACAGUUUGGCCCCGUCAUAUAUGGAUAAAAGCACGCGCACAUAAAAGGACAAAAUCAUCAUUACUUAUGCAUCCUGCACUGAACACUUACUGCAUCUGUGCACUCUGUUGACUACUACAGAAAGCAUCUUCCCCUUUAACUUUCCAUAGGUCCAAGGCAAAGAGUCGAUCACUGAUAUCCUCUAAAUAGCCAAGAAAAUAACAUAAUUUAUUCUGAUUUAACAACAAUAACACGAUGGGAUUCACCGCAUAUGCACUCGCACAGCCUUCAUCUUCAUCUUUACAACAAUGUAAAUAUGACAGUAAGGAAACACGCCUGUCUGUCAGAGCUAGUCCUGCCCCCGUAUGCUCUGGAAAUAAACUGACAAAACAUUGUGCUCACUGAACGGGGACAUCCUCAUUAGAUCUGCUACUUUGGAAAACAACAGAAAGCUCUGGUGGCAGCACCAGAAAGAAGCUCUGACAAGUCCUCCGAGUUUGCAGUGCUCUUUAUAUACACUACACAGACAUUAAUGGGCUUCAUGACCGAAUAAAAAUAUGUAUAUUCUUCAGACGGACCCCACACUGUGUCUUAGGGGUAGCCGUAUUGUAGAAGGCAAACAGUGUUAUGGCAGUAUUGUCAAAGUAAUAUCACUGCUUUGGUCCAUAUUGCACAAGAUCAGAUGAGUCAGAUAAGCACAAAAAGGCUCUCUUUAAAUGUUUACAGCUAUUUGCCGACUUUUUUGGCAAAAACUCAAGAGGAACUCCAGUCACCAUGACAGUAAUUUACUACACUGGUUUCCAGUUUGGAGUCUGGGCUGCCCCAAGGGGGGAGAUCUCAGGGGGGUGUGGAGCUUUGUCUACUCUGAGGUUGUCAAAAUUAGAUUUGCACGUUGAACUAAAACCAUUAAAACACACUAGUUGGAUAGUUUAAUUAGUUCUACCAGUGAAUAAAACAGUGACAAAAGCAUUUUUUUAUCACUUCUGUUGGUGAAAGUAUUAAAAUGAAUGCAUGUUUUGACAGUGAUGCAUCACUUUUCCUGAGAGGGCUUUAGGGGGCCCUGAAUUUCUGGUAUGAAAGAAAAAGAGGUUGAGAACCAAUAAUUCACUGCAUAUUCACAAUGGACAAUCUUGUUAAACUGAUAAAUAUUUGCCAUCUCAUGAUAAAUAUGAUAAAUGCAAGUUGAUGACGCAAGUGUGAGCGGCAGACUCACAGCCAUGGCCCACACAGAUCAGAAUAACAAAACAAACAUGGCUGAACGCAAUAAAGAGGAUGUCACUUAGCAGCUCGUUACUGAAUGAGAAGGUUUAGAUGAGUGCAGUCAGGUGUGCCUGACAAAGGACAGUUGAUCUGCUGCUGUUCACUCUGUGCAAUAAGAGUUUUCAAUACAUAUUGAAAAUGUUUUUACAUUUGAGAUUUGUUUGAUGUCAUUAGUUUUCUCCAUAACCUCUUAUUUGACGAUUCCAACUGGUGUUGGUGUGGGAAGACAAAAUGAGUCAAAAAUACAGAGUAAAAUUAUAAUAUUUUUAAUGGGACUGGCAAAUUUUAUUGUGAUAAUUUUUUCUUAAGCCCAUAUCGCCCAUCCCUAGUUGUAAUUAAGAUCAUUGUAUAACCACUAUUCAGUUGCAUGCAGUAUUGCCACUGGUUCAUUUGAAAAAUUUAAAAUCACACACUUAAGUGGGCUUUAUUGUUUCUCUUUUUAAUGCAAAAUAACUACAAACAAAAACAUUCCCGCUGAUGUUUGCAUCUAACUGCAUCCUGCAAGUAAUUUCCAUCCCAUCCUGUUGUGUUUCUCAAGACACCUGAACUCUUAGUAAUGUAAAACAGCUGGCAUUUCACUUUGCGCACAGCUGUGAUAGAAAACCCACAGAAAACAAAGGCUAACGGAGGUAAAUGUCACACACUCCAACGCACCGAGGCAAUAUUUUUCUCAUUUUGGGUGUGAUGGUUAUUUUAUUAUUUUUGUUCUGACAAGUAAUCUCCAAGAUAUAAAGUCUUUGUUAUUUCAUGCUGCCGGUUUGAACAUUAGCUGAAGGCGUCAAAUAAUUUCUUGCACAAGAGUCAAACAGUGGCUGAUCACACUGGAUGAGUGAAGAGUAUAAAGAGGAAAAGUCAAAGCAGGAAAAGUCUGGGAAAGUCAAUCUUCUACAUCUAUGUAUUUUUUUCACUUUGGCUCAACUUUCUGGUGGAACUCAUCUCGUAUUUGCAUUUCCCUCCUCUGGGUGUGCUAUUUUCCUUCCAUCCAAAUUAUACCACACUGGGAAUACUCCUGCUGUUACCCUUGACUGAGGAAGUGAAGAUGGUCACUGGGUGCUUGGCUACAAGUGCCUGCUGUUUCUAAUUAUAUCAGAUGGGUCAAAUGAAGAGGACAAAUUUCCCAAAGCAGGAGUGUAACAUAUCUUACAUUACUUCAAGCCUCAUAGAGUCUCUAAUUAUUUCACACAUUUAAUGAAUGUUAUCUUAAAUGAAAGUCUCUUUUCAUUAAGUGAUGUUAGCCAAAAACUCUCUCAGCCAGGAAACUUUAAUGUCACGACGAUAUGGAUAGAUGACCCUGGCUGAUCCUCCUGGCGUGUUUGUACGCCUUCUGCUAACUGCCGCUCAUUUGGGUGGAGGGAUUUAAGUAUGCAGAACUGUGUUUCUCCGUCAUGCUACAGCUCACCCCUCUUCCUCCUUAACUCGCACACACUCCCCUGAUGCUCAAGAAUGAAGAGCAAACUUUAUUUACUCUCUGCUUUGAGAGCUUUGCACAGAGAUAUUUUCAUUUCAAAGCAUGUAAUUAGCCAUGGCCGUGUGUUUGUGCGCGUGUGUGUGUGCAUGGGAUUUCUGGGGCACUGAGUAAAACAAUAGGCUGGUUCAGAUUGCUCAUCUGCUAAUCACACCUGCAGAGCUAAAGGGAACAAUGGACAAUGAGCUAAGCAGCCUGCAUAUCUCAUCUUUCUGCAUGCGUGUCUGUUAGCGUGUCGCAUGGCAGACCGUACAUGAAUUUGGUUUUCAGGAAUGUUUUUCACAGUUUUUCCCCCGUCUGAUGACAUGACUCACUCUGGGUUAUCCGCCCUAAAAUAACAAACAGUCUCGAUAUGUCAAUUAAGAUGUGACAGACAGCCCAGAUAGAUUGGAGGCAAAGCGUGGGAAAGACAAACCUUACUCAAACAGGUGUAGUCGGAUAGAUGUGUGCCAUUAUUGUCUCUGUGACAGAGGAAAAGCAAAUUCAGCAGGAUAGAUGGUUUCAGAUGGUAGAAAAAGAGAAAAGCAGUUUUUUUUUCUCUUAAAAUCACUCUGACUGUAUGCAUUUCCUGUCUCUGAGUGGUUGGUUUCAGAUGUGUUCAGCAUCUUAUUUAAAUGAACUGUCAGCUUGCUGUAAGCUCUCCCAGUCUCUGUUUACUGGUCCAGUUCCUCUUGACAGUUUGCAUAAAGCAUUUUACAAUUAUGUCCAUUAAGCACUAUUUUUCUUUCUGCUGAGGCCCUCUAGGAGGACGACUGAAGUCUACUCCAGACUUUUGUUUGGGGUUGAUAAACCUGUUUUUGUGUGUGUGUGCAUUUAUUUCCAUGUGUAUCUGUGUAAAUGUGCUCGCUCCAGUAUGCAUGUCGGCCUCAUUGUGACUGCCACGGGGCUGAUAGCAGAGAGUGGAGUUGACGUGGCUUCUCCUCAGCCUCGCCUGUAGACCUGGGAAGCCUCGAUAAGACACCGGGGCUCUGAAGCCUCUAAAAAGACACAUCAGUGUGGAGAGCAGAAUAAGGAGAUAUGGAAGUGAGGAGGGGGAGGAGAAGGUAGAAGAAGAGGAAGAAGGGAGGAAGGUGGGAAUGUAAAAGAAAAAUCCCUCUCUGCCUUUUGGCGAUGGUUCCCAAUAAAGUUUUCUCCCCCUGCCAUUACGUCAAAAAUCCCCACAAUCCUUUUAGUCACAGCGGGGAUGGGAGAGCCCUCAAAGCGAGUUGGUCUCCCACAUACACACACACAAACACACGGCACCUUUUUAAGGGUUCAUAUUUGUCAUAAAUGGUUUGAACUUGGUUAAUUCUGUCUGAAGGCUCAUUCCAGUUUUUCCUUUGGCUGUGUUACUCACACAGUCUUAAAACUCAAAGAUAUCCUGAAUAUCCCAAAGAAGGUGUUUUUUGUGGCAUAUUGAGGCUGAGAUUUGGAUUCACAUACCAUGUAUACAGGAUAAAGUUUAUUAUUAACCCGGGUUUUAUCAAGGGUUUUAAAGUUAGAUGCCACCUCAUCUGUUGCUCUGACGGUAAAAGGCAAAGUUCAGUUUAGGAUUGCAUUUUCAGCAUGGCACUUAAGUUGACAGAAGUCAUCCAUUUUUGAGAGAGACAUCAUCCUGAAACACCGAAAAAACCUUUCACGGACCUUUUACCAAGUUGGCAAGAUGAGGAGCUUCCUCCUGCAGGAAACAUUCUGACCUAAGAAAGUAAAAGCGUGUCUUAAAAACAACUCUAGCGUUUCAGUGGUUACCUCUCCGCUGCCUCUCCCAUCUCAGAAGGCGAUCACGACUUGAGUGUGGAGACAGGAGGAGUUAAAGGUGGCGAUGAUGUGUGUCUGUUUGUGUGUGUGCAUGUGUGAGCAUGUAGGCAUGUGUGGUAUUUGUUCAGAUGUGAGAUUGAUGGGUUAAUAGUGGUGUGUUAGUAUGUCUCUGUGUAAGUGUGUGUGUGUGUGUGUGUGUGUUUGUGCAAUUUCAGGUUAGAAAAACACCUCUUGAUGGAUGGAUGGAAGAGCCAGGCAAAAGGGAGAGACAGUGAAGGGGUUGACAAUGAAGAGGAGAAACACUGGCUGUGUUUUGAUUUGGUCAUGAAAGACUAAAGGGUGGCUGUGGAAUCUAGGUGACACCUGACGCUUCUUUUCUACAGCUUUUUCCCCUCUCUCUUUCUCUUCUUUGGCUUUGGCUUCGUUUACUUUUUACACUUCAAGGAUAAAGUACAAUCAAAGCUUUCAUAUCUGUUUUUUCUUCCUCUGUGAGAUGUUGAAAGAGGAGAAUCUAGGGUACUGCAUUAGGUUGAAUAAGGUCUCUGAUGUUAUUUUUCAGAGAUGAGUUUUAUUUCAGGAAUGCAGAGCUUUGUAGCACACAGACAGACACUGUGUCUAUAUUGCAAUGAUGAGAAUGUGACCUCUGUACUGAAUUUGAGUUUGACUGGAUGAUGAAAAUAAUGUGAACUCUUACACUGCAGUCUUGUGGCAGAAAUCAAAACGAAAAAGUUAGAAUGAGAACUUUCAAAUGAUUAUUUUUAAUCACUGUUUACUUUUAAUGUCAGUAUUUGAUUUGAGUUCAUCCUCUUUUUAAGAGAUGUUCUUGUUUUGCAUUUGAAAACCCUUUUGAAGUCCACUUAAAUCAAAUCUAGUUGUUGAUUGAUACCAGUUUUCAGAGAGAAGGAUGGCCAAUGACCAGUUUGAAACAUCGUUGUGUGUAUUCAUUAAUAAAUACAAAAGUAUUUGGCUCAGUAUACUAUCACCAAAAGGGACUUUUGGAUUCCUGAAAUUAAUUAGAAAAGAUAAAAUAUAGAGAAAUAUUUAUAUAAAUAUUCACAAGUGCAGUGGUGUCAUAUUCCACUGCAGUGGCUGGAGGAAGCAAGAAGUGACAACUUGACUUUGUUGAACCAAAAUGGACAAAAUGGUGACCAAAUAAAAACGCAAUUUGUGUUUUAAUACGAAAGAGGAUUAGGGCCACAAGAAGAGAAAAAAAUAACGUCAGAAGGGAGAUUUUUUUUAUUUCCAUUUCAAGAUUAAAGUCCAAGUUUAAAAUUCCAAAUUUCGACUUUAUUGAAUGUCAACUUCAAUCCAGAAGUUUAGACUUUAAUCUUGAAAUUUCAAUUUUUUAUCCUGAAAUUUGGACUUUAUUGACGUAAUUUUGAUUUCUUUAAUGUCUAAAUUUUGACUUGAAUCUCAAAAUUCCAUUUUUUAAUCUCGAAAUUUGACUUUAUUGACAUAAUUUAGAUUUUUUUAAUGUCCAAAUAUCGGCUUUAAUCUCGAAAUUUAAAUUUUUAUCCCAAAAUUAUGACUUAAUUGACAUAAUAUCGAUAUUUUUAAUGUCGAAAUUUUGACUUUAAUCUCGAAUUUUGACUUUAAUCUCCUUCCUGUUAUUAUUUCUCUUUUCUUCAUGUGGCCCUAAUCCUCUUUUAUAGUUUUAAUACUGGACCUGAAGUGAAUACAGUUAAUACAUCAACACUGGGAGCCUCACUCAGUAUGUGACAUAAGCAGUACUUAAUUAUACAAAAAUGAAUGUACUCUGUCAACAGUUAAUUACAAAGUGUGCAUGGGUCUCUCUUUAAAAGAUGAGACUGUCACAUAUUGUCACCACUAGAUGCAUGAAGCAUCUUUUCUGGGCGUUGUGACUGACCUCAAGAACUGUUCAGCUGCAGAGAUUCUCAAACACUCUGAGAAUUUUAAGGACUUCUUGUUUGUUUGCCUUCCAGAUGAUAAGUGCUUUGGUUGAAUUCCCAUGACAACUGCAUUUACACUGCAGAGGAAAAACAUUAACUUAAUGGCACCCCUGUGGUGUUAUGGUGAUAGGGUUGAUGUUAAUUAUAGGUCAACUGCUGUGCCUAACAUCGGGCAAAACUCAUCACAUACAGAACGUUGAAACUUCACCUCCUCUGUCUUGAAGUAUCUUAAAGUUAUUUCUUCCAUAGGCAGCAGUGGCGAGAGCACAGUUUUGUUGUUAAGGACGUACACUGUGUAAAAAAGAGAGUUGCUCCCACCAUGACUUUAUUGGUUUGUGUGGCACCCUGCUGCGUCUGGAGGUUGGCUUUCUGUCCGUUGCUUUGCUGUUUUGGAACCUUAAAUGAAUUUUUUUCUGACAAGGAGGUUUAAGGAGGUCACUAAGGUUUGCAGAUGCUAUUUGAUUAAGGAUUGACCCCUGUUCAACCGGUGGGGUCCUGUCCUGUGACUGUCCAUAGACACAUCCACAGCAAGACAGCUUCUGGUGUCUGUUUGAGGCAGACACCUGAGGACAUGGAAAGUGCAAAGACUUGGUAUUAAUGUGGUCAUCACACUUUUUCUCCCCCUCUGCUCUGCUAAUCUGGAACACACAGCAGCCACAUUUUCAUCAGAGCCUUUGAUUGUGGAGUUAUAUCAUCCAAUAACAUCUUAAAACAUCACCCCUUGCAGAAAUGAACACCCUGGCAUAAAUCAGAUGGACAGAAAUCUAGUAAAACAAGAGUUAAGUUCCCCAAAUAUAUGACUUUUUCUUUGCUAUUACACAUCCAGGUUAUAAGUCAGCACAACUUCCCACUCUCCUCUUAUUUUACAGCUCUCUGUCUGACUCUGACACUGACUCAGAUAUACGGCAGACUAAUGAGAGGUGAUAGUGAACUUCACAGCAUAGGAUGAGCUCAUUAUGUUGUAAUUUAGUUUUCUCACCGCCUUUAACAGUCAGGUUUCAUCUUUUAUUAUCAGGCAUGCUGGCAUACUUUUCAUGUACUUAACAACGAGUAAUUAAUAUAUACAUACGUUUAUAUGCAGAGUCCACAUGGGCUCAUAUGACACUGUAAAUUUAUCCAGUCUAGGAAUUAGGAUAGGUCUUUUAUUGAGGAAAAGAAGACAAAGAGAAACAUAAAAACACUCCUUAAACAGACUCCCUUUUCUUCUCCUCUAGCUGCCAUCUCAGUUCUACCCCAUCUGGCUGCAACAGUAUGAUGUACAUAUUCAUAUUAUAACUCUCCUAGGUGGUCAUAGUAUGUAUAAUGGAGUUCAUUCUUCUGUCUUUCAGUGUUUUAGUGAGGCAAACUCAAAUCCCAGCAGCUGUGAUAUCUUUGAAUAGCUUGUGGCUUUCUGUGUCACAUCAACUAUUUUUGGUGUCUGUGAAAUGGUUGGAUUGUAAUGAACUCAGUCUGUCUGGAAACUGAUCCCUAAUUUAUAAAAUCAUUAUGCUAAAUCCAAAAGACAGGGCUGUAAGGAGCAUUCAUUGGAUUCUUAGUGUAAGGACUUUGAAAUCUAAUAAUGACUGUUUGGGGGAAACCGUGAAAAAGCAGAGUUUGUGCGGGAAUCAUACUUUUUGUAUGUGGUCUGAAUAAAAAAAGAAAAAAAAUUGGAUAGUAUCAAGGUUUGAUCUGCAGCGGAAUAGCAUUCUGCAAAUUUUUCCCUCUACUCUGAGUUUUUUAUGACCUUAACUUUCAAAUUCUGAGAGCCAAUUUGUAAAAUAGUGUAUUAGUCCUUUGACGGUUAUUGAAAAGAGUUUAGUGCCUUACAAAGUUAGACAGCCCACUUCAAUAAGAGCACUUUUUCAGUGUCAUACUGUAUGCGCUGUAAUAUCACUAAUCUCAUAUCAGUAGAGCUAUAAACUUACCCUCUUUUUUCUUUUAUCUUACGUUUGACCUUUCCUCUUAACUUAGGUUAAAAUAAAACCUGUGUAAGGUGAUACACUUCUGCCAGUCCAAAAAAAAAAAAAGGAAAAGUCAAAUUAUGAGCGGUGUAAAAUCACUCUCCUGUAAGGUUAAUGUUCUUCAGUGAGCCUGAGUUCAGAGAUCGGACUCUUAUUCUUAUUCUUCUCAGAAUGAAGCAUGACUCAUUAGCCCCGAGCACACUGCUCAGUCUGAGUAACUCCCGGCUGAAGUCAGCUCAGACUGUAUGGACAAUUAUAGCCCACCAACCUCUUCGAUAAUCAGUUUCUCCCCGGUGAGCCCAGGUGAAAGGCGAGGUGUCAGAUGUAUAGAUGUUAGAUAGAUGUAAGGAAAAGGGCAAUGCAUUGUAAUACCACAGGAAAAGUGUACUUGUUAAUAACAGCGGGGGAACAAAUGUGACGGACAAGAAUUUAAUGCACUGACUCCCUGUGGCUGUCUCCUGCUUUAAGGUUUAAAUGACUGUGGCUGUUUCAAUCAUUACACAGAGCAAAGGUCAAAACAGUCUGACUUUGUGUCAAACUUUGCAUCAGAAUCAUCCAGACUCUCCAAGAAGAGGAUGUAGCAUCAGAUCAGACAUCUUUAAUAUUAAUGGCCAAGUGUUAUGGCAGCUCUCUCCUUAAUUAAAUAUCUCUUAAAGGUUAAAAUAUUUAGUUUCUCACAGGUCGGAAACAUUAGGACAGAAGUGUGCAAAAGUCAUCAGACAAAGUUAAAGGUGAGGAAAGUUCCUCUCUCCCUGAUGGAAGUGUCCUACUUCAGGUAGCUUUCCUAAUUAGACGCUUCAUCAAGUUAGGUUUGGGUGUUUUCACAUGAAGUCCAGAUAUUUCCGCUUUCUUAUGACAGGUAGUCACACUAAUUAGGCCCCCGCUAAAUCUAAAGGUUAAAAACACUUCAGUGGAAUUUUUGACUUAAAGAUUUGGACAUGAGGAGGUGAAGGGCAGGUUAGCGGGACGGGAAUUUGCCGCACACAAUGUCCACAUACAUUUGGAGAAUUAGCUUGAGAAUCCCUAAUCAGAGUUUCUCGCCGAGGCUUUGUUUGGUCUUUUUUUCAAACUCAGUCCACUGCUGCAAAAGGCUAAUUAAUCUUUUCCCCCUUAAAACUUGCUUCUUGAUCUUUGACUUCUGAAUGUGAGCAGACAGAAAGGAACUGCAGCCACCACAUUACAGUCAGCUAAGUUAAAUAAACGUCAAAUCACCCUCAUAAGUGCAUUAGCGAUAUAGUUUAAGGAGCUUAUUAUGAAUAAACUUAAGGAUUUAUAGCUUUAGCUUGACCUGCACUGCCAGCAGGUUGACUUCUGUGGAAGCUGGUUCAUUGUUCAGCAUACUGUCCUACUGUGUCUCCUUCCCCUUUAGCACCAAGCUAAUUAGGAGGAGGGGGAGUCUGGCUUUGUUGAUGUGGGUGGUUCUGGGACUUAUGGCGUUAGAGAAAAAGGCCAGGGCCACCACCCGCUCUCUAACUAAUGAAAUGAAGCCCAGUCAGGCCUCUUUCCACGGAGCACAUGGCAGGCUAAUGUGGCAAAGUGACAGUGGUGGAAAAAAACCUGUGAAAAUAACAGAAAGCCGGACAGAGAUUGGAAUAAAUAUGGGUACAGACUGACAGAAAAGUGACUCUACUUUGCACAUUUACAGUCAGAGACAUCCAGGAAAGCUUAAUUGCAAAUUUUAUACCGUACAUCGAUUUUUAUCUCUCCCUAAAUUGAGUCCAUCUUUUCCCCACCACUUAUCUCUAACUCUGGUCUUUGCCUGCCUUUUAGACUGUGAAAUGGAGAGUGGUAAUUUCCCCCCGCUUCUCUCUGUAUGUUAAUGAAGCGCUAAUCUGUUCCUGAGCGAGUGCCUUAAUGAGGGCGACGUGCCCCUCGCUCAGCCGGCUAGCUCUCCCGUUAAGCUACCAUUAUGGAAAUAGCUCGGUACCGUGCACGUCGUCCUGGGACCGGACUGAAAUGUAUGCCUUAUUUCCACUUUUAAAGCUUUCUUCUCUCCUCCUUAACAAGGCUGGGUGUUCCUCCGAGGGAAGAGAGCAGUAGAUAAACAAACAUGGUAAUGACGAGCACGGGGAGAGGCUUCACACUCUUUGAGGUCUGGUCGUUUCUCAGAUGCUGGAUGUUGGUGAGGAUAAAUAGGCCACAGAGGACAGAUAGUUGGAGAUAGAGAGUAGAGUGUGAGCCAAGAAUCUAACCUCAACUCUCUUUAAGAUGUGCUCUCGAGUCAUUGAUAUUAGUGUUUGUAUUUUGUAGGUGCCUCUCUAAAAAUCUCCAAUGUGUGAAAAAUAUCAACCAAAGAAUUAAGUUAAUGUGAUUAUCAACAUUAUUUUCCUCUAAAUUAGCGCACGCCAUUGAUCGCGUAACAUCAUCGGAUCCAUAACGCCCGCUGAUGACAGUUAUACUUGACGGUAUUUAGAGAAACACCCUAACCAGAUUAAAAGUAGGAACAGAUGCUGCUGGGAGCUGAAUACGUUUCAAAGACUUGUAUCAAAGGAUAUUAUAGCUUUAUUCAUUCUGCAUGUAUCUAGGCCAGCCCAGCCCCUGCCACUCCCACAGACCACAUAUGAAGGGUGCUGUGGUGGGUGACGAUAAAAUGGAUUAACUUCCCUCGCUCGCAUCUCUCUUAAAAUGAAAUUGCUCAUCUUUAAGGUUCUUCCUUUGUUCUGUUGCCUCGAUUUGUUCGCCCAUGUCUUGUCUCUUAUCCUCCUGUUCGGGUUUUGUCUUUUAUUUUGGUGUUUGUGAACUAGAUUCACUCCUGUUUGUCAUUUCUGAGCCGCUUUGUUGAACACAUGUUGGAAAACACAGAUCAGGUGUGGACGGGCUCCUCUGUGGUUAUCUUCCUCUACCUCUAAGAGAUAUUAGCUGCUGCUGAGAGAUGAGCUGACAUUCAUCUUAAGCUGGCGCUGAGCUGGAGCUUCCGCCCAUCCAUGCACCACUUUUUUUGUGAUAUCCCAUAAAACAGCAGGAGUGUGUAAAAUACACUGGUCUUGGCUUAAAAGGUGGAAGUUCUUUGAGAGGAAACAAAUGAAAGCUAAGUUGAAGUGUUUGAAAUACAAGUCGGAGGUCUUAAGUGAUGUUCGAGAGAGGCGUAUGAAUAUUUUCUCUGUGCUGUGCUGCUCACAUUACACAGUUCACUACAUGGGGCUGAAACCUCAGGAUUCCUCUUCAGAUGAUGAAAAGACACCGGAGCCUCGUCUCAGAUGAAUCUUUCAGGGUGUGCUUAGAUUUAAAGACUCUCUGGGGGCUUUUGUUACAGGUUUUCAAGUUCAUACAUCAAUGAAAUAGUCUUGAACUGCACCGGUUUGUCAGAUUAAGAUUGUCAGGCUUAGGUUGUUGGUGGACUAGUUUGAUGUAGGCGAAGCUUAAUGGUUCUUGCUUCCUCCUUCCUUCCACCCCAUAUGGAGAGGUUUAACAAGAAAUCCACAAAACCCCUGCAUGUAAUUCCCUUUAUUAUGACUAGUUAUCAGUUAUGCGUCAUGCUUAGGGUUUCAAAAGGUGAAUUACGCUGAAGUAUAUUGUAUGUGGCAAGAGGGGGAUUAAAAUCUCCUGCAGUAGAAACAUGUGUAAUAUACAGAGGCUCUCUAAGUCCUUAGGAGUAUUUAUAAGUCGUCUCAAAGAUGAAGAAAGUGCCCCAGAUUUACUUAUUAAAAAUUUACUGAGUGUUUUGUACAUGGCAUGGUGUGUGUCAGUCUCUUCCUGGUGCCCAUGGCUCAGCUCUGGGCAAUGCUGUGAGAGAAACUCACUGAUACAUGAAGUUGGAUUUAUUAACUAUUCUGAGUCCAGAAAAUGACCAAACAAAAAAAAAAAAAAGAAAAACACAGAAACUGAAACUCUUCAAGGUUUUUUUUGAUGGUGAAAAACUCAUAACAGAAAGCUUGAGUGAUUGAUUUCUGUCACAAUCUCCAGGCACCAGAAGUAGUUAUUGACACAAGGCAAUGCCAAUGAAUCAAAUGAAUGAAAGAGGCACUUUCUUCUCUUAUUGGUUUAGGCUUAUAGACUUUUGGAUAGUGGAGAAACCAUCGACCGCAGCAUGUGGCGGAUGACGCAUUGCAGACGUGCCGACUCGAGGCCUGAUCAGAACCAGACCCUGUUUCUGUGCGACACUGACCACAGCGGGGAGAGAGGAGCUGUCAUAUUUCCCCAUAGAAACCGGGGAUGCAGUCCCAUGCGGUUAGAUAAUAAUGCGGCUCUUCCUCACUGGAGAGAAGUUAAAGGGUGCGAGUCACAGAAGAACCGGUCGUAGAACAUUAGUCAUCAAAGUUCAGGAGUGUCUCUGGGACCGCAGAAAGCACUUCACUGCCUUUAACCCCAUGAAAUUUGCUUGUGUGCAUGCGUGUUGCCGUGCUCCUUUCUUGCAUGAAAGUGUGUUACAUUAAAGUUCAGGCUGCCGAGCAGAGAGAAGCGUGCAUGGAGGAUGUGGCGGCGGUGCAGAUAGUCCCAGUCAUCAUUAGUUAACUGCAGAGGCCACUGAAGAGCACAGAUGUUACCAUGCUGCCUCUGAAGCAAAACAACAUAGACCUCAGCCAGAAUGAUCCCACUAACUAACGCUCUUAUAAUGAGUGCCUUUGACAUGCAGUCUUUACAUUUAAGGAAACUUUUUGUCGCUAUAAUCAUCCAGCUUGAUUUAUGAUCACACCCACUGAAUUAGUUAUCUAACACAGUUUUGCUUCCAGUGAAAUCUUCAAAGUCUAACCGCUGUCUUUGACCUUUUGUCAGACGUAUGCGUAGUUUGCUGCACAGCAUUCAUAGUGAGGACAGAAGAGAGCGUAGCCGAUGGAGGCUACACGUUUUAGGACUAAACUGUUGGUGUGAAGCUGACAGAAGACUUGAAACGAGCAAAGAUGAAGACGGGGAGAGAGGAAGAAGGGCGAGACCUUGAAUGUACUUGGGUUGAACUAGAGGAAAGAAGAAGUAUGGUGCCACAGUACAAUAUGCUGCACAAUAAAACACAUAAAAGUGCAGUGUGUGCCCAUAAAAAAUACUAAGUGUGGCGCAUAACAGUUUUAAAAUUUAAUUAGAAUAGCUAAUUACCAACUGUAAGUCAUUUACCCUUUUUGUAUUUUUAGCCACGUCCACGUUUAUUGAAGCACAAUGCUGCCUGUUUAGUGAGAAUCUCUCUGUGCAGAAAAGAGAGAAAUUAUCCUGUUUAUAUGUCUGCCAUGCUCAAUGAAAUCAGCGAAAUUGAAUAUUUUAUUAAAAGAACAGUGAGGGGCAUUCAAAUGUUUAUUUUUGCUGAGUCCCUGUGAGGGGAGCCUUGGCUAUUAUUUAUGGAUGAAUUUCUAAAAAUGCCUCAAAAGUCCUUUUAUGACACAGCAAGGGGGCCGUCAGUUUAGAACAGCUUAGCGUGUAGCAAACCGAGCUCAACUUUGUACAGGCUUGAUUGCAGGUAAAACUCAGUGAUGCAUCUUCAUACGACCAUUUUUUUUUGUGUGCUUGGAAUAAAAGUUUUUGAAUUCGCACCACCCCAGAACUCUCUGUUACGUCAGUUUUUUUUUAUUGCAAGUAUUCAGUCGGAAACUUGUUAUCACAGAUUAAAAUAAUUCAGUCAGUCAGCGUGCUUAAAAGUUUGUUUAAUAGAUUCUGACUCUGUGGCCCCAAAAGACAAAAAGAAGCCUCUGCACUCAAGAAAAAAAGACCCUGAAUGCAGUAAAUGUGUGUGUGUGUUUAUGUGUGUGUGUGUGUUCAGGCAUGUCUGUUGUGAGCCUCUGUCUGUAUCUGCAUCCGUGCUUCAGUGUGUUUCUGUCAUUCUAGUUCAGUGAGUGGCCCACUGGGUGCAGACAAUCCCCGGCUUUGUGUGUGUGUGUGUCCUGCUGCCGUGCUGUGUACUGUACUGAAAGGGCUCUGGGGAGCGAGGCGUGUGAAAAUCCCACCCUUGCCCACCUAAAGGCUGUCAGCUCAGUGUGUGUGUGUGUGUGUCAAAGGGAGGAAAAGAGCGUUUGUGUGUGUGUGGGUAUGCGGGUGUGUUGAUGUGUGUGUAGGGUGGGAAGUGGUGGGUGAGAGAGGACACUCCAUGCUGAAACAACCGCCCUCUGUGUUGAACAGUACAGAGAGAUUCUUUAUUAUUCUUUUAUUUCAUUAACAGGGUGACCCUAAGACCCCAUAAAUGACCCCCAGCAGAGACCACUCUGUUCUCUCACAUACAUGGUCGCUGUCGCUGCCCGCCUGCAUAUAUCUUUCUUACUUUUUUGUCUGUGUGUCCCUCUUUAUCCUCAUGAAUCCUAUUCAGUCAUCUAGACAUCUGCCCUAAGACUCUUUCUAUGGCUGAAUAUUUUGACAUGACACAGACUGAGACGUGCAGGUGAUGCCAAAGGCUUUAAUGAUGUCUAGACGACAUUUAGCAGAGGCUAUCAGGAAUACCAAACCUGUUUCUUAGACAUUGAAGACCCUGACUGAAAACUCUUCAUGGUUUAAAAGUGUGCCUGGCAUCUAAUGAAGGAAUGAACUUCAUUGAAAAUGGCAGCAAACAUCUCACAAACCAUGAAGCCUCUUAUGAUAAAGGCACAUUUAUCAUAUGAGGUGAACAUGUAUAUAAAAGAGUUGGGCAUCUUAGGUAUAAGGCCGAUACAAUACACAUCUUGAUACAGCAUCUCAGAUCCGAUAUAUUAAAGAUAAAUGCGUUGUAUUAUGUGAUGCAAUAUGAUACGAUUCACACCCAGAUCCCGAUACAGAGCUAGUCUUUCGGCUUUGCUCAGUGACUACCCUAUUUAUCUUCUAACUUUGUCGUAGAGGGCAGGGAUCUGCUCUCUCAGGGGAGGCAGGGGCGCUAGCAGACCCCUCUGCGACAACACCGUGGCGCCAAGUUUUCAGGUUAGUCGUACUGCCUGUGUAUUUUACAGCAGCGCGGCACAUUUUGCAAAUCUGUCUUGUCAAGUCGUCUGUCUUCCUUGUAAAACCCAAACUUGAGAUCUACAAUUCAAAGGAGGGUAAAUUUGUUGGUGUUCAUCCGUGGCACAUGUAGUGCAUCCGCGGAGCUGAUACUUUAGUUUGUAAUGUACAUUCACAAGUCUGAAGAAAUGAUGCCUCAAAAUGGUUUGAUAACGUAAAAAAAAAAAAAAAGUUAUAUGUUAAAUGGAUGGGAUUGUAUCGAUACAAAUAUAUAUCGACGGUACAUCUAGAUGUGCAUUAAUAUAAUCUUCUCAUCCCUAGUAUAUAAGGUAGGUAAAGUCAGAACAUGUGACUGAGUGAACUUUAGUGAUUGAGGGCUUAAACCCAACACACAGUAUGGGCUUUGGUAGUCGAACAGGACUGGGUGAGUGAGAAGAAAAUGUAGAAACUCAGGGGGAUAAGAAGAUGGCUUUAUUAAUGCACAAUCCAAGAUCAGCAAAGACACUGUUUUGCAUUACACAAGAGUUGCAGAAAGAAGUCAUUGCCAAUAAAAGAUGAUGGCAUUUAAAUUAUUUUGGAGCAAGAGUGAGCACUGGGUUUUAUAAUAUUUCUAAGUGCCACAAUAUAUGAGACUUUUUAGGGACAUGAAUCCGGUUUUACUUUGGUAUGAAGACUGAUGUGUUAUUGCUUAGAAGCUAAUUAAAGAGAAGUCUGUUUUUUUAACCACAUGCUUCCAGUUAACAUUUACUAUUUCAAGAGUAAAGGCGAAAAUUAAUCUCUAUAACAGACCUAGGAAGCCAGCUUUGUUCCAGUUUCCAGGUCUGAAGGGGCUCCAUUGUUCUCCUCCCUCUGCCUUCCUGUCUUCCUGUGAUUAAUUUAUGAAUGGAUUCCUCACAGGUACAUCACCAUCAUCAAUAAUUAUAACACAUGUUCAUGUUGUACUGUGUCUCACUGCAUUGCAUGUUAAGGCCCUAGAGGCGGAUGCGGUAGCGGCAUGCUCUGUUGGAGGCCUUGUCAUGCUCCCAUUGUCCCCGAACCACAACACAGGAUGUGGUGGAUUCUAAUUGGGGAGGCGGAUGGACAAUACACACAGAAAAACAAAUAGUGAAGAAACACACACACACAUUCAGACUGCACAGACAGGACAUAGGUGACCUCAUCCAUGUGAGAAAACCAAUAGGCAAAGUAGCCAUCGUUCUGUUUAGCCCAGCAGUGAGGAUGUUAUUUGUUUAACCCCGGCGGCUACCUCCUGCUGCUUAUAAAUGUCAGGCCUGUCUGUUGCUGAAUGAGUUUGCUGAACGUUUUCACUGUGUCCAAAUGUUUUUUAAAGACUUUGACAGAGGUGCUAUUUGUUUGUCAUGUGUCCUCGGUUCACCACACACUUAUUAGCGUCGGUCUUUAUCGGACCCACUUAGCCCAGCGGGGAGUGUUCCCAUUUCUGUGAAAGUUACUGUUAAUUUUGACUUCUACCAAAGAGCUUCUUCCAUCCCUUCCUAAAUUCCUCCCUACAUCCGUCUGUAGUAGCUGUUUGGAUGUUUGUUUAUGUUUGUGGUCCAACCACUCCAUGUAUGUAGACUUAAACCCUUUUCCUCCUCUAAUUGGUCAUCUGUAUUCAUGUAGGGAUCAAGAGAGAGGCAGAGAGACUGAAGGCGAAGCUGACUCUUAAUAAAUGUCAGCCUGCAGCUGGGACACGGAUGGACAGCUAAGUGAUGGUCUGUUUAUAACAAGGAGUUGCUUAAUUCCUGGAAAGGAAAGAGCAGAGGUAAAGAUACAGGGAUGGGGAGUAAGAAUACAUCAAGAUGGAGCGAUAGGCUUCAUGUUUUAGAGAAGAGAUAGAGGGAGAGCAGCUGGCAGGAAUUUAACCUCAACUUGAACAAGAAUUUGGUUCUGCAAAAACAGCAAGUUGUGUGUUUAGAGGAGGAAGGUCAACAAGCUUGUAAAUUUCUUUUUCUGCUUUACUUCUCUAUUCUCUGAACCAGUCAGGGAGGAUUAUAGUGAGCUGGUUGUUGAGGCAGAUUGGAAGUCAAGAUGGGUUUUGUCUGACCUAAGAAGGGUUCCCUCUUUUAUAACAACCCAUUAACCAUAAAUUAACUUUCUUAAUACACAUCUACUAAAUUAAAACCAUUUUUGAUUUUUAAAUCACUAAAAGAUAUGUUUUUUUAAAUGAUCAUUUUUCACAGAAAAUAGUCUGCAUCCAAAGUUCAGUCUGCAGCUUUCUUAAAGCUCCUGUGGGGAGUUUUUAUUUGGCUUUGAAACAGACUGAACUUUAUAUUGAUGCCUUUUUAUGACCCACAAAAUUAAGCAAGACCAUCUGCAUAAAGAUAAAUAAUUUACAUAAACUUUUUCAUUAUCUGAAACUCCUGCCGCAGGGUAGGCGCAGGACAAAGUGAUUAACGGCCUGCUGUCAAAAUAGACUUUAAGAGUCCCGCAGCAGAGCAGACAGUCUUGAUGUUUGACCAUUAAAAGAAAGCAGGAUGAUAGUUUUUGUUAAAGGACAUGUUUUUACUUUUAUGAGACAAAAACAGCUAAACUCACACAGGAGCUUUAAAAUGAGUUCACAUUCAGCUGAAGAUCUCUGCUGAUGUUGGAGUAAACAAAGGCGAAGAGGCCUGAGGUUGAGUUUUUCUGCUUUGUCACUGUCAAGAGUCUGACAUUUUCUUUUCCGUUAUCGUUCCUUAAACAUAGCUGUUUUCCUGCUCCUUUAAGUGUUUAUCUUACGUUUUUUAGAGCAAGGUUUUCGAGUCAUGAACCUCUCCUACCGUUUUGUCUCUUCUGUUGGUUUUCUCAGCGAAAACAAAUUAACCAAACUUCUUUCGAGGCAUUGAUAAGAUAACGGUUAGUCCUUCAGAGUCGGAGAUGAUAGAGCUGCAUACCUGGCAGUGGUCUGUCCUUCACAGCAACAGCCUGAUUCUGGGAAAUAGCAGACUUUUGGUGUACUUGACUCAGUUGUGUUCUAGUGUUAGAUAAAACUUAGCUUCCAGAUGACAUAUUGGAGUCAGUAUUAAAGGACUGUGUAUAUAUGCGUACAAAAUCUUUAGAUGUGUGGGCUCCUAUGCUGGGACUGUUUGAAGAGCAGCUUUUAUAUGUGUGUGUGUUCAGGUGAAUUUUUAGGAAUCCACCCUGUCAGGCUGUGAACCUGCUGCUUCCUCCUGAAUUUUGUCUCUGCACAAAUCAAAUCAAAACCCCGGUUUGUUUAUUAUCAUUCCUCCUGUUUGUUUUUCUUUUUAUCGUCGUCAAAGUUCCUUCUGUCCUCUCUUGCGUAGCGGCGUAUACUCCACUCUCUCUCUCUCUUUGCUAUUAUUUACUCCCUGUGGUUUUCAUACUUUCAAUUGAGCGAGAGCGUUAUCAAAGGCUGCAGUAAAAGAGGAAUAGAAAGUAAAGAAAGAUGAGAUUUUCACACUGAUGGAAUGUUCUAGGCCACUUUGUCCCCGAGUGUUUUCUCUGAUUCAGACUUUACAAUGACACUGACGUGCACUUUGGAGGCUGCGUACAGUACAGGACUGGGUUUCCAUCAUGCCUCCUCUUUAUGUCAUAAAUCUGACAGAGGUGUGGAAAAUAACUUCUUUUCACCUCUCUCCUCUUAUUGUAUUUGGGAAAAUAGGACUGUGUGUGUGUGUGUGUGUGUGUGUGUGUGUGUGCGUGGGCUUCCGUGUGAACGCACAUAUCUGCUUGUGCUCAUUUCUGUUAUAAAUACCAGAGGUGAUUGACAGUUUCUAGUGUUUGGCUCUGACAGCUCUUAUUUGUUGUAGUGGAAAGGCUUUUAGUGAAUGGCUGACGUUUUGAGGUUCUGUGUCUGUCACUGUGUGAUACACAGAACUGUUGUGGAUGUGGAUACCGGUUCACGGUGCCCCCUUUUCAGGAGCAACACACCCUGCUUAUGUGGCUCCUGUGAGCUGUUUUUCUGGGUGGCUUCGAGCUCAAAAGGUCAUGGGAAGAUUAAACAUGGUGGUUUUUGAACGAUUGAUCGUUGUUGACUUGCACGUUAUAGUGUAGUGAUAUCUGAAGCUGUUAUAGGAUAAAGUUAAGUUUCCAUUUUAUCGUUUAGAUGUACUUUUAUAUCAUCUAAUGGGCUCCCAGCCACCCUUUGGUUAUGGAAAAAUAAUCUGACAAGAUAAUCAGCUAUUCUGCAGUCAUUUAAAGGUAUAGUAUGUAACUUUUUGGCUUUAAAAGCUCUAAACUAACUUAACUACAAAUAUUUUGUUGAGUUGAAUAUCUGAAUGUUUCCAGCAAAUUGUUAACCAAAAAGGCUAGCUCCUCCAUAAACUUGAUUUCUACCUGAAGAUUGGAAAUCAGUCUUUUCUGCCUUCGAGCUUGUUGAACAACAAAGGGGCAGCUCCCCAGAUAUCAGGCUUGACAUCAUCAAAUUUAGUUUUUUUUUUUUUGACAGACUGCCAGCACUGAAAAAAAAAUCAUCUUUUGCAUUCGAUUCGCACAAUUUGACACACCGCUACCAGGUUUCUGAAUAAAAGUCAAAGGCUUCAGACUCUCUAUUAUACUAAGCGUUUCUAAGAAAACCUCCCUGGCGGAGAAAAUACAGACUCUUUGCUGCCUGGAGCUUCCGACAACAAAGGGUCACUUUUUCCUGAUUGGAAAACUCGUGUUCUUUUUCUUCUGCUCUGUCCACACUGUGAAAACUCACUGUUCAAUGCAGCAAGCUCAUUCCAGGGUUCUGAGGCUGCUAAAUAUUCUUAAAAUUGUAAGAAACCGCUCACCUUCACCUUUACACUCCAUUCAGUGUCUCUUUCAAGCUCGUAACACCAACUCCAUCAGCGGAUUUCUAACAUUUUUAUAUAGAUUUUGGCACAUCACAUAAAGAUUAUUCAGUUUUUCAACAUCAUUUGAAGGUAUGACUUGUUAAUGAAACAGUUAAGACUAAAUAAGGUUUUUCCUGAAAUGAGAACUUUUUUCCCAUGAGCACCAUCACCCACUGACCCAGUAUUAGAGUCAUUACUGUUUAUUAGUUGUGGAAGCAUGUGAAUAGGAAACAGAUAGACUUUUUCUUUGUUCAAGAACUUUUUGCAGGUUCCAAAGUGACAAAGUAAUGUAUAAGUUUGUAGCUAUAGUGCAUAAAGUUAAAAGCUGUAACGUAAUAAGGACAAAUUUAGUAUCUGCUGGUUUAUAACCAUUCGUUAUCUUAUAAAAGUGAUUGGAAUUACUAGUUUGAUGUUACCUGCAACAGCCCCAUGCAACAGCACAUGGUUUAAAGAUACAGUGUGCAAUAUUUAGCAACAUGUAGCUCAACAGACAUGUUUAAAAGUGGAGUAUUAAAUUCACAAGUAUGUAGAAACUAGUAAAUAUUAGUACUGGGGCAGUAUGCUUUUCUCCCGAUUCGAUUCUUCUACAAUUUUUUGGAUGCCAAUUGAUUUUAAUUGCGGUUCUACGAUAUUGUUGAUUUUCUCGAUUUUUAGUCUGCAUUUUUAACACCAGUGAAACUGACUAUUCCAGGAACCAUGUUUCCCCAAAAAAAAACACAUCACAUGUAAGUCAGGUUUUAAGAUUUAUUCUUAAAUUUGAAUAAACAAAAUCGAUUUUGAACAAAAAAAAUGAUUUAAAAAUUGUAAAACAAAAAAUCUGGAUACUUAUGUGAAUCGAUUUUUUUCUCCCACCCCCAGUAAAUAAUCACUUUUAAAUAAGAAAAUGGGGAAAUAGUCUUUUUUUUAACUCAGGAUAACCCCACAUGAGAGUGGGUUCCCUGCUGUGGGGUCUGCCAUCUUGCUGUCAUAACAUAAGCCUUUCUUUAAAUAACAGCCAACAACAACACUGGAGUAUUAAGAGAUCCUCUGCAGACAACUGUUGCAUAGAGGGUGUAAAAGGCCACAACACUGCCGACAGCUGUUUGAGAAAUGUUGUCUAUCAUCCUCUCAGACUUUGGCCUUUCAGUCAAAUCAAGAGAGGAGAAGCAUGCACACAUCAACAUAAACAUGACAUCCCGUCUGUAGUGGUUUUUCUCUUUUCCCGAGCAAAGCUGGUAGAGGAAUUUCCCGACCUAACACACUUAAACAUUACAAACAAUGACUCUGCCUUUUAGUGGAAAAUCGAACCAGAACACAAACACUCAAAUUUAGUAUGAAGAAGACACAACUAAACUUGUCACUGAUAUCGUUUUACAAUCUAGGUCAUGAAGAAGCAUCUGUGUAAGAGUGAAACUAUUUUAAAAUCAGUAAAAAAUACUUCUCACAUUGCUUCUAGAUGUGCCCACAGGUGAGACUGCAUUAUCUCUGCUUUCCAAAUGACAGAAAUAAAAUGAAGAGGUUAAAGCAAAGACGUAAAAGUGGGUAAACUUGAAAGUGAAGAUGCAAAAGUACAACAACAGCUGGAGAGCAUAUAAAUCAACGCACUGAAAUUUUAAAUCCUUCCUUCGAGCUAAAAGUACUGAACAAAUAUAAAAACGAUCGGCCUCUUGUUGAACUUCAAACAUUAAGAAUUCUGUUUACACCAGAGUUAGAACAAUUAUCGAUGUCUAAGUUUGAAAAUGUUCUCUGUAAAGUCACAAUGAGCAGGAGUAUAGAGCAACUUUGAGGGAUGUUAGCUGUGAAUGUAAUUUUCGAUUGAUAGCCUCUGUGAUAGUUUGACCCUAGAGAAAACAUUCAAGAGCUCUGCAGAAGUUAAAAGAUAUACACAACAUUUUUAAAGGCUGGAAUGAAGCAACUCUGUCAGUCACAGAGCACAGAAUAUAACUAGUAGUCAGUACUGUACUGUGUAUGUACACAUUUAUAAGAGGCUAAACACUAACUAGCUAUGAAGAUGACUGCAGCAUGUGCCACAGGAACGGUGAUCUGAAUAGAUUAUGUAAUUUUGAACUACUCAGAGGUCAACAAACUGUGAUUGCUGUGUUAGGCCAUCCUCCUCUGGUUUGUGAAUUGCAGACAGAGAGCAUAUUAGUUGCAUUAUAUAUGACAUUAACUUUGAUUAGUGCAUCGUAAUGAGAAGAAAGCUAUUAAUUAAACUCAGCGUAAUGCUCCGACCAAAUUGCCAGCUGUUAUACUCCUCAGAUGAACCUUUAACCUGCCUUCAUUUCCCAUCUGCAUUCCUCCUCCUCCUUCUCCGCCUCUUUCUUCCUCUCCUCAAUGAAUCAGACGUCUGAAAACGCAACCUCACCGCUCCUGAAGAGGCACAGACAGAUGGACCGAAACACUGGCAACAUAAAAGAAAGAGGCAGCACACCUGUAGCACGAAAGCAAACAACACAAAAAUCUUUAUUGAGACAUUAAAAGAGUGUUCUGACAGCACAGCUGCCUUUGUGCGAGUGUCUGUUUUUGGUGACAGACAGCUACACAGCUGAACAAACACACACACUAACACAUAUGUCAUAAAGCACAUCAAACACCACCAAACUCCUUUAGACAAGCGAAAUAGCUUCUAACUCUGCCUCAGAAGAAAACGCUUCUCAAUCCUGUGAUUUAAAGAAAAAACGGCUGAUGGAUGAAAUGUAAAUUUAUUCCACAUAAAUACUCAUUUCUGGAAAACAUUACCAGCUGUCUCAUAUCACAGUUUUAUUUAUUUAUACCCUUAAUUUUGUGCCCAAAUGACAGGCAGCCUUCAUAAACUAACCCCAUGAUGAUCAUCCCUCAGUGUGAUGGCAGACCGAAACUCAGGCAGCCUGAUGAAUCUUGUGAAAGUUUGUUUGCACAGAGACAGGAAAGAGGACAGGCAGAUAAGUUGGCAGACACGUAUGACUUGUAAGGAAACUGACGGGCAGUAAUGACUUAUAUUCUGUGGUUUCUGUUCGCUGACCUGCUGAAACUAAGGAGAAGUCAAGCAUGCAGGCACGUUGAUGGACCAGAUUGAGAGAUAGCUGAGCUGUCACUCAUCAUGAUUUGUAAAGGUGAGCUUAGCUAUGGCAGCAUAAGAGCGAGUAUUUUGGUAAAAUAUCUAAUAUUUAGGGUGUAUGACAAAGAUAAUAACAAGGUGUGAUGACUCUUGAGUGUGUUAAAGCAGCAAAAAGAGGGUUGGUUUUUGUGUCUUUACAGUGCAUGGGCUUGUGUGUGUGUGUGUGUGUUUUGUGGGGAGGAAGGAUAAAGGGUUGCCAAAAUCUGACAGCUCAGCCUCCUGUGCAUUCCUUCUCUCUAUCUGUCUCUUUGUCUUUCACUGUCAACGUUUCUCUCAGGCAGGCAAGAGUCAACUACCAGGCAGUGGCAGGGAGCUCCAAUUGGACAAACUGUCAUCCAGCUUCUGGUCACAGAAGACAUAUAAUGCAGCAGAGCCACAGAGGACACAUAAUAUACCAUAUCCUCUGGCUGCAGAGCUCUUGAGCUGGCGACUUUACAGUAUCCCUUUAUUUUGAUGCUGAUUUAAUGCUGUUCUGGAGUCAUUUAGGAAGAAGCAGAAAAGCAUUUCGUCAGGCUGAGAAUGAGCUGCAGCAUAUUUUGUGCAUUUGUGGUAGAAAACUAAUUGUGGUGGGAUAAAUAUUGUUGCUAUUAGAAACACCCAGAACUGCCAGAGGUGAUGGAUAUUUUGCAUCCAUCUGAACAUUUAUGACAUUUAUGUUUCUGUGUGGGCCAUACAGCCUAAAAAUGUGUAUUUACCAAGAGGACAUGGAUUUGUUUUUUCCCAUGUAGUAAUUUUUUCGUGCUAAUGAAUGCCUGUGAAUUUAAUAUAAUUAAAAGAUAAAAAGGAGCAGCCUGAAGCCAAAAGAGCUAUAAAUGGACUCAAAAUGUGGGAAGCAAAAAGGACAAAUACUCUUACGUCUCUGAAAAAAAAAAACAGGUUUUCAUUUUAUAUUUGCAUUGUCUCUGGCUGGGUGCUUCAACAAAGAAUAGCUACCUCGACACCUGAUGUUAGUAUUUGAUUAUAUCAAUUCUGAAUUCUAAUAGAGCAAUCAUUGGUUAUUAUAACACUUCCUCCCGUUGAUGAAGCCUUUAAGGAAAUAAAAGCUCCUGAGAUGUAUAAUCCGUAUGUAUUAUAAUUUACUUUAUCCCAUUUUUUAUUCAGUGAUUGCUUUUAUCUUGUUUUUUUUAGACUGUUUUUAUCUGUAAAGUGAGUGUGGAGAAAGGCGCUUAUAAAUAAAUGUAUUGUGAAGUUCUUGCCAUCUAUCAGUGCAAAAUCAUCAACAGCCCACAACAACUACUCUCCUCUUCUUUAUCUUCCAAUCAGUGCACUCACUAAAUAGAAAAAUGCACAUGUGACCAGUUUGUCCGUUCUUUGUUGCGCAGAAACUUAAAGCUGAUCGUGAAGUGGAACCACUUCUACGUAGAUAUAAAGGGCUUAUUCUAAGCUAACAAAGGAAAUCACCUUUAUAUUAGGGUGAAUACACACUAAUUCAAAAGCACUCGUGAAUAUUGUAUUCCACCAAGCCUAUUCAGCCGAAUAUUACAAAGGUUCUUAUUGAUUUAUCUUUAACUUUAAUAAAAGAGGUUAUUCUGAUUUAUUUCGAAGGUUGUCGAGUGGGGAUUGGUCAUGAAAUACUUUCUUUGCAAAGCAUUUAAAGGUGGGGUAGGCAGGAUCUGAGGAAGUGCCAGUUUUUGGGGGAAAUCUUGAAUGUAAACUCUACCCCUCCAAACCAGUUUUCCCUCAGCUCCUCAUCUCUCCUCCAUCACUGCUCCAGCAAGCCCCACCCACAAAUAGACGCUUGCGCUCGCUUGUGUUGUUCUGAUUAAAUUCAGAUAUAAUGCAGAUAAAUACUUAUAAUUACAAAUGGGGCCCAGCCAACAUGAAAGUAAACAGCAUUGGUGCUACUGUAGAUGCCAACAGACUACCAGCAAACACAAUGUUUGCAGGACUUCUACAACUAGGAUAAAGUGACAUACUCCAGGACCGUACUUUUCCGUACUUUCUGGUUGGUCUCUACAGUACGAUAUUGUAGCAUGCUAACUUUGUUUGGGCUCCUGAACGACACGGGGGAGCAGAGUCUGGCUCACAACAAAUUAGCACUAAGGAGCAGCAUCUGCCUCACAACCAAUCAGGUUGGGGGAGGUGGAGAACGGCUUUGUUUACAGUCAGAAAGAGCGGACUGCUUGAAAUUUUUAAAUGUUGACUACAUAGACAUAACAAAACACAGCAAUAUCGUGAUAUUCCCAAAUGUCAUCAAUAACAAAUAGCUAUUGACUGACAUUAUAAGCUUCUUUGUAUAUACACCACAAAAAAGAUGCUUUUUUUAAACAGAAUCCUGUCUACCCCACCUUUUAUGUUAUUACUUUUUGCUCUGUUCAAAAUUUUGCAACUUUCAAGCUGAACUUGACCCUUUGAAGAAAACCUUUUUUUUAUCAUAGAUUUGAAAUACUUAGACCGUCUGAUACAAAACUUUCUAACUGGCACACAGAGAAAUGCAUUGUUGCAAGCUCCCAGUGGUGGUGUCAAAAAUCAUCUGAAAACCUGGCAAACAAGAUAAAUAAAAAAUGUACCAAACACAGUGCAAUAACUUAUUGCAAUGCGCUAUGCAGGGUACGCACUCAAGGUCAAAUAACUCAUACUUGAAGCCUAUGUCUCUGUUGGCUUAUCGCAGCAUUUUUACUAACACAGGUCUUUAUGGACCCAGAGUCUAUCCCCUUGCCCUUAUCUGUUUUCUUCUAUUCAGGCCUUUCAGAGGAGAAGAAAGUAUUUGAACAGGAUGAAACUGUUGAAAAAUCCAAGGAAUUGAUUUUGACUUAUUAAAAAUAAAAGGAAACAACUGGAGAGGAAUUCCAUGAUGAUUGUUUUACACUUUUGCUUUGAAGCUUAAAACUCAAGAACACAACUUGACAGCAGAAAUUGGACUCAAGCCUUCACUACACAAAAACAUCUCCAAAACUUACUGUUCUUACUACAGGACAAACAUUCAGGAGGACCACUUACAUGUGUCAAAUCCUGCAGAAAGAUUGAUUGGCACUUGCUGCCGAUGCUUGAGUUUGAUUUGCUUGAUUCUGUGGCCAUCUGUCCUGCAUGCGUAUUUUAAGAUGACUUUGUCCUGUAGUCUCUUCCUCUUUCUGUGUGAAAUUAUAGACAGCUUUGAUGUUAUAUUGUGUUUGAAGAAUCAUGGCUGGAUUGAAGACAAGUUCUCUCUGUCAGUGAAUUCUUUAGCGGUGAUGUCUGGUAUGCCUUCAGUUGUUUGUGAUGAUGAAAGCUCUCUCCAUUAGUCAACGUAUUUCACUUUCCUAUAAGCUCCCAUUUUUUUGUCAGGUGUCUAACCAUUCUCCUGUUUUCUCUCCCUAAUCUGCCCGUUUCUCUCAUACCAAUACCUCACCUCCCCACAUUCAACGAGAGGCGAUCAAUUCCGUGUCUGAAUGGCUUUAAACAGCGAAACAAAAACAAGCUUGUACAGAGUCUAAGCUUUUCUUUAGCGUACCAAUGCAAAUAACUGCAGGCAGCCGCAUUCACACAGAAAUCUUGUGGUAUGAAACACCUCUGCUCAAAGUUAUACACCAUGGUCUUAUGUAAGCCGUCAUUAUGGACGCUGCAUACCACUCGAUCGGAUAAAAGCACCACUUGUUGAAUGCAUCCUUUUUUCAAUUGGAAGAAAUAAUUCUGCUUUGCUGAACCUACAACCGAAAAACAGCCUGAGGCUUAAAUUCAUUAAAUUAGUCCUCUCUUAAAAUUAAGGUAGUGGUAACAGGAUGUUCAUCCGAAGACAUCAGAAAGGAUUUUUUGGAGGCUUUUGGCACAUAUUUGGUUUCCAACUAUUUUCUUUGAAGCAAAAUUCCUUUUUUUAUGACAUCUUUGCCAGGAAGGAUUUCAUUUUUUAAAUCCAUCUUGUAACUUAAAGGAACUUGAAGCAUGAACUACCUUCAUUUCUUCAUGGAAAUGCAAUCAGACCGAGACGCUAAGGCAAAAGAACUACCACGUCUGCAGUGCAAAAUGAUUAAUAUGGUGAUUAUUACUUCAAGGAAAUGAUAAAGUAAUGAUUAUAAGUGUUCUUCCUUGAGCUGCAUCACCCCGCAGCAGUCCGUAAUAGACUGGUUGAGGUCUCGCUACAAACAAGCGGCUGCUGGAAGAGAGUAGGUGAGGUGUGUUUAGUCUCUUUGCUAAAGAAAUUAGUCAAAGUUAAAAAGAUGUUUGGUGGUUAGUCCUAUGGCUGGGACCCUAUAUGUCCUGUUGAUGAAGUUAGGUGCUGUUCUGAGCAUUAUUUGUGGCUAUAGAGUGGCGUUUUGGUUGAGGUUUGUUUAUGGCUCCUCAGACUGCUGUGUAUUGCUAUCGUGCGGUCGUUACUAAAGUUGGUAUAACUAGAGAAUCAAGCGGUCGGCAACAUUCAUCUAUCGACAGGGGUGUGUGUUUGACCCUAAAUAAAUUUUUCGCCGGAAUAUCCCUUUAAAUAAGGACCCAGAACUAAAAGUGAGGGACAUGACAGGAAAUAGAGGAUCAGCUCUCAAAAUCAAACCAAGAAAGGACCUGCUGGCCUCACAUCUGUACUGACCUCUCAGUUCCUGCAGUGGAAAGCACAUAUCCAGAUCGAUCAAACCUGCAUAAAAACAGCAUGGUGUGUAAAAACAUGUCAGUAUCAACACUUCUUCUGUUCAUAGCAGCUACCAUCACAGCUUUUCCCCCUCUACACUGUGGUACAGUGAUCUUCUCCUCAAUUACUGCUGUUACUGUCAUGUUGUCUGAUGUCUGCGCCGCAUCAGUGGAGCACUGGUUGACACACAUUAAAACAGCGCACCAUUUAUUGCUUCCACUGCAUUUGGCCUUUAGGCUGCAGGACUAUAAAGAAAUCCGUUCUAUUUGCAGAUAAAUGAAGGGAUGUGUGAGUGGAAACAGAUGAUAUGCUGCGAGUCCACCUCAUUUCACCUAGGUCCAUAAAUGUAUGCACCUUGUUGCCUGGAAACCUGUCAAUACAAAUAAUUUUAACAUUUUUUAAUCUAGUCUGUAAAUAAAAACGUAUUUUCCUGUAUAAGUGGAGUCUUUGAAGAGGUUGAGGCUCAGGAGAGAAACUCAGGCGAGUUAUUUAGGGUGACUUAUUAAAGAUGAAUGCAAAACCACAUGACCACCUUUAUCCAGAGGUGUUGAAACUCCUCUGUCUGACUCAACUUAACCUUCUUUCAACCCAGAGGUGGAACUGAGGUGAGCCUGGAGCCUCUUGGUAAACAGCUACAUCACCUUUCACUCAACCCAGCCAUGCCCUUGGUAAUGCAAACUCCAUGUCUGACUCCGAGCCUUUGCAUUAUUUAAACUCCAAUCGUUUAUUUUUUACAACGUAAAAGUGUUCUCAGUGGCCUUUAAAUUGUGAUUAUGAAGUUUUUAGCCAAAUUCAUGUUACCCGUGUCAUUUUCAAAGACUUUUCUUCAGCAGAGUUCCAGUAGCUCAUUAGCUAUUCACCUCUGAGUCGUGCAUGGAGACAGCGCUGCUCUGCACACUUCGUGUUAGCUUGCAGCCUAACAUUGCUAGUGUAGUAGGAGAAGCAGGUAACACAGGAGCUAUUCUGCUCUUAGACACUAUUGUUUUUAGGGACAUGAUAAAAGCUAAUAUCAUAAUUAGCUUUCUUACAAGCAUUGCGAUUGUUGCGAAUUCUUAUUUCUCAGAGCCUGGCUUGCACAGCGGAGCUCUGGGGGCAGAGCUUGGAUUUGCUAUGAAAUCACUGUAUCUGAACCUGAUGUUUGGGUCUGCCAGAGAUUCACAGUGAUAUGAAUGCAGAAAUAAUAUCAUUUCGCACUUAGUUUUCUCAUGAUAUGUCAUGUCCAUGACUUUCAUCAUGGGCAUUGGCGUCAUUUUUCCAACACCAAUUUUCAAAGUUUAACUCCUUCUCUACAAUCCAAUAGACCAUAAUAGGUCAGAGUUGAUGUAAGUUUUCACCCUGAACAAAACAGCAUCCAGUUUUGGUAAAAAAAAGUUUAUUAUCUAUGCUGAUGACUACAACGACACGAACGUGGACUGCAGCCAAGGCUGUGAAAACAGUACCUAUAGGUCGCAGUAAGUCAGCCAUUGUCUUAAUUUUGUGGUUUCACAUGUUUGGAGCUCAGGGCUUGUGCUGUGAUCCAUAUAGAGCUUCUUCCACAAUUAUCCCUGGCUCAGCCAUCAAGGGAAUUACAUGAGUAACCUUGUAGAAAAGUUAUUAGGAUUGCACAGCAGGCUGCAACCCAGUCCCACGUUUUCACACAGUUUUUGAAGGAGAAGUUUGGUGGAAUAUUCCUAGGUUUAGAUUUCUCUUCUUUUUUUGUGUGUGUGUGUGUGUUGUGUAUUGAAUCUCCCAAAGUAUGGUGCUGAUUCUUUAAUGAUAUGCUAACAUGUGGCACAUAUGGAGCACCAGAUGAAGACGAAUUAAUUCUUAUCUUCAUGGGUUAAUCCCAUUUUCUGUAUCCUGACACACUGGAUUUUGGCACGGAGGCAGACAAGAAGUGCAUGUGUUUGUUUGUUUGUUUGUGUGUGUGUGUAUGUGUGUGUGUAUUUGCAUAUUGGUAGUAUAGGGCUGUGUUGAUGAGGAUGAUACAUCCUAUCCCCAUUAGUGUUAGCCUAGAUCUGUCAGAGCCUUGUUGGGUUACUGCCUGGCAAAAUCUCAACCCUGAGGAACAAUGGGAAGGGCUACACACUCGCAAACACACACACUCAUAAACACACGCACACACACACUUUCUAAGUGCAAAACUGUUCCUGUGUCUCACACAAUCACAUCUAUUGGGUUGUACCUGGAAGUGCUCAUCACAACACAACACGCUGUCAAUCUCCCACUUUUAUAAGAACCAACACUCACAAAAACACACUUUCAUCCUCAGCCCCAAGUGUUAGAGUCUGAGUUUGUGCCUUCAAGUUAUUGUAGUACACUUUUGAUAGGCAUCUGAUUCCUCACACUGCAUUUUGGUUGCCCCCUGUCUCACCUCUGGCAAUAAUAGAAAGAGUUCAUUUGGCAGUUGAGUGUUUUAGUCUUUUUCUGACACGUAGUCACUGUGACCCAGAGCAUACCGAAGACCAGCAUCAACCCAAAUAGACUGAUUAAACAACACUGGGUCCCUCUCAUUAUGAAAGCUUUUUCCACAGUGGAGCCCAGUAAAAAACGGAGUCGUGAGAGCUUCCUGAAGCUUUGGGAACGUCAUCAUUAAGCCAGUUUUACUGCAUUUCCAACUUUACUGUCAAAUCAGAUCACUUCCUGACUGAAACAUUGUUUUUUGGGGAAAUAAAUCAUCACCUUGAAGAAGUUCUUUCAUGUACGUCUGAUUGUAUCUCACGUGGAAACAUCACUUAAAUUCUUUGUUUCAUUACCUGUCUGCCGUUGUAACUUCCCCCCUUUGCUGUUGCUGAAUUCAAGGCUGUCCUACAUUCCCCUCUAACUGUGGAGCUGCUUUGAUAAGAGCGAACAUUUUCCCUCUGCACCCUGCUUUACGGACUUUUAACGUAGCUUCUAAUUAAUAUCUCUGCCAUUAAUUUGCUCUGACACAUGGUCUCCUCCACCCAACAAACUAACCAACCAGACAGGCAGUUAGAUGCAAGCCCCAGAGCACCAAUUGGUCUCCAAGUACUAAACUGCAGGGGAGAGAGCUACUGCAGCGAACAAACAGACAAUUCAUGUGGUUUUAGUGUCUCUCUGUUUGUUUCUGUGCAUCCCUCCUCCAUUUUUCUUUCUUUCCCCUCUAACCCUGCUCUGCCCUCCCGGUUGGUGGAAGGAGUUUGCUGCUGUUAUCUCCAUUCUUUCUGAAGACACAGGGUGCACUGCCUUUUUCUAGGCUGCCUGGAGAGUAUUUCAUAUAUUACAGCUCUUUCCUCAGUAAUCAUAUGGUGCGUUGUCAUUAUGUCAGCACUCAUGAGGUUGUAUUAUUGUUUAGCUUGUGUGUCUGGUGAUGAUGCUGUUUUGGUUUUGGUUUCAGAGAGGAGAGAAAAACAAGUAAUCACAAAAUUUUUGAGUAAUUGUUGCAGAAUUCAUCAAUAAACCUCUAUCAGUUCUUAAAAAAAAGGUCAGAAUAGUUUUCAAAAAUCUUAAUUGUAAAUUCCAGUUUCACUAGACACAAGGUUCCUGCCCCAUUAAAUUAAUGCUAAGAAAGAGGCUUAACUUACACCCACAUUGAUUUAAUCCCUGAAUUUAUUUCAAGGAUUGUUUCCUUUGUCCCUUGUCAUGGAUAAAGUAGGUCCAGAACUCAAAUUAACCUCUAAGGGUGAGGGUGUUUUUUUAUAAAAGAAAUGUGAAUUAGCAUGCAACUAAGCUUGGCUAGCAGCUCCUUCACAGGAUAUGACUGGUUCUGGUGGAAUAAACACCAAUCCCUCCAGUCUGUGUAUGAGCAGUCUGUUCCCAGGCACAGGCAGAGAGUUGUCAGUCCCAUCUUCAUCCUUCUCUCUGAGUGUGAGCUUUUAACAUCUGGCAGAGACACACCUAUAGAUCCCACGCUCAAUGAAACAGUCGUCCUUUUAUUUGCACCACAAUACACUUCUUUAGUCAUCAGUGAUAAUAUAUGCUCCUUUUUGUACUAAUGUUUGUUAUACUCUGAGAUCAUAGAUUGUGCUGUAUAUCUACUAGGGAUGCACCGAUCCGAUAUUUGGAGUGGAUAUCAGCUCCGAUAUUGACGAAUUAACUGGAUCGGAUAUCUGAUGUAUGACGCCGAUCCAGGGUUCCAAUCCAGUCCUUUUUUUUUUUUCUUUUAAUUAUUAUUAUUUUUUAAUACAUGGAAGUCUUAGUCUUUUUGCUGUGUGCUAAUGUGCAAUUUGUUAUUUGUUAAUAAAAAAUAUGAAGGAAACUUAUAUCUGUGUUAAUUUGUUACCUUUUUUUAACAAAGCUAAUGUCAAGCCUGAUGCCUUCACUCACAGGGCGAGGUAUACAGUUCAUUCGUUCAACAGUAGUAUUGGAUUGGUAUUGGAUAUCGGCUGAUACGCUCAGCCAAUCGGAAAAGAAUGGAUUGGUGCAUCUCAGGGUAAAAGUAUGUGUGGUCACAUUUUUGCUAAGUCACUUCAGCCUCUUUAUUGAAGUACAACAAACAGAAAGCGAUAGGUUUUACCACUGUGCAGUCAUGGCCCUUUGGUGUAUUUUUGGACUCUGUGAUGGAUAAAAGUGAGAGGAUUGUAUGUACAGGCUGGACUGCAGGAAUAAUUGAUGAAGGUUUUUAUAGACAGCAGAAGGAAAAGUCUUGGUCAUGACUUUUCUGCAUGUGCUUUUAUUGCUGCUUUUUUACCCUUUGCCCUGUUGAUUUUGUAUUUUGAACUUAUUUUUCUCUUUUUUUCAUUUGCUCCAGUUUCUCUCAUGCCUCUCUAACCCGAUUCGUCUCUCUCUCUCCCCUUCUCUCUCGUUCUUCUUUUUUUCAGGCUCAGGAAAAUGUCUUUGUUGACUUUAACCACCAGGAGCUACUUGAGUUCUACAACAAGGUCUGUCAUUUUUCUACUUAGUUUUAGAGUGCGUGUGUGCGCAUGUGUGCAAAAAAAACCAUUCGCUCUACUCUGAUGUCACAUUGCAUACAUGUCUUUGUGUUUCUUUGCCUUGCUUUCUCUUUCCAUUUCAUCCUGAUUGGCAGACAUUGCCUUAUAAAACCUGUGUGCCAGCCCGCCUGCGUCAUCCUUUGAAACAAUUUGGUGCCUCCGUCUCUUUUCCCCGGCUUGUUUUCUACCUUUUUGAGAGUGUGUAAGUGUGUGUUCUUGUAUACUUCUCUUUUUUCCCUUAAACACUAAACCUUGUCUUCUCUCUCUCUCUCUCUCUCUCUCUUUCAGCUCGAAAUUGUGCAAGGACAGUUGGAUUCCCUGACAUGAUGCCUGGUGCUAUCUGUGCAACCACACACACAUACACACACACACUGUUGUAUCUCUGAUGGCAGCCAUGCCAGUGGUCAGAGGUGCAACAAUGCAAUGUACUGUUUAUCAUGAUUUAUUAUGAAAAAAAAGUACUAUUCACCAAAUGUGUUGUCUUUUUGAUAUUUGAAAAUCCUUUAAAUCCUUGUUUCUACACAAGUAGAAGAUGCUAAUUGGAUGGAAACGCAGAGCUGCCUUCACCAGGGAGCUGGCAGUUCUUGGUUGAUUUUGUCAAUAGAAAUGAGUUUCUAUACACUUUUUUCUUCACCGCUCAGUGUGUUUAUACGAUUAUGUAGUAGCAAAGUGUCUUCAUAUUUCAUCUAAACCCCCAGAGAAAAGGAUGAAUGGAAACAAAUUGUCAUUUUAGGUUGAAACAAAUAUAUUUUGUAACCUGCAGAAUGAAAUAGCGUUCACGCCAUUUUAAUAAAAUGUGAAGUGGAGGUGAAAUCCGUCCAAGCUGUUGUUGUUUA